Messenger RNA from Xyrichtys novacula (pearly razorfish), 57715 nucleotides. The record is from the annotation of a GenBank genome assembly. NCBI's taxonomy places the organism in Eukaryota, Metazoa, Chordata, Actinopteri, Labriformes, Labridae.
AUGGAUCUCCUUCCUCCACCUCUUCAGUAUGCAGAUCAGAGCGGUGGGCGGGGCGGACGGCUCGGAGGUGUUCCCCCUGCAGAGACAAGUCUGCACCUCCCUACAUGGCUGGACUCGUGUGUUUGGCGUGCAGAGGGCGCAGAGAGGAGACGCAGAGCAGCAGAUCUGUAAGUGACUCUUGACUCGUGCAUGAAUGUGUUUCAGCAGAGCGCUCUAAGACUGUGCAGGUCCAGGCUUUUUCACAUCAGGGUUCGGUUUAGUUUUUAAAAGCUGAGAUGGAUCCAGUUAAAGCUUCAUGAGUUUCAUUGAUCCGUCACUUUAAUCUGGUUUAAACUCAACUUUCUAAUCCAGUUUUAUCGUCACAGAAACAAGAUCUUUAAAUCUUUAAUCUGAUUCAGUUUUGAACUCCUGACAUAAAAACCUCAGCUCUGACAUUCCUCACAUUGUUCUCUGAGAGGGUUUCAGCUCUAACAUUAUGACUCCUGCUCCAUAAAAACAUGAGUUACUGAAUACACUUUAAUGUUGUUUUAAUAAGAGACACACAUCCUGGUGAAUUUGGACGUUUGUGCAGAUUUUGAAGAAGUUCAGCCUGUAAACUCAGUAACAGUGAAGGAUAAUAACACUUGAGAUUUUUCUGCAAACCUCUUGAGUUUGAGUCUUCAGGGACAUAUUCGUGUUUUUGUUUAACUCUGAUGAUCUGGAGUUUGGCUCUAAACUCCUCUGGAUUUACGAGAUUAGGACAUAAAUCUGUCAGACUGCAGGAGUUCACUCACACUGAUCACUAUCAGUCUGUUAAAACCUGCAUGAAUGAGUGUGAUGAGGGAACACCGGAGUUUAACCGCAGCUAAAGGAUCAUUCUGCAGUUUUUUGGAGAUAAAUAAAAGGUGCAUUUAAGGCAGCAGCAGCAGUGUGUGUCCUCUGAGUUUUAAUCCGCUCUAAAGUGUCGGUGAAACGAGCUUUAAAGAGUCAGAAAUGCUCCACAUGCACGACUGAAACUGACAGUUAGAGAAUGAAACUGUGAAUUUGUAUUUAAACAACACCAACAACAGUAAAAGUGCAAUAAUACACCCCUAAUCAUUUAUCAGUCAUGUGCAGUACCAUCAUCAUCAUCAUCAUCAUCAUCAUCAUCUUCUUCAUCAUCAUCCAUACCUGUCUUUUUGUCGGCACUGAUCUUUCUUCUCUGUAAUAUUGUUCUCAUGUCUGUAGUGCCGUUCUUCCCUUUUCCGUAGUUCUUCAUCUUAUUUGUUUUUUGUGUUCGCUGUUUAACCGCUGUUAACAAUUUCAUCUCCCCACUGAGGAAUGAGGAAAAGAAAAUCUAAUCUAAUCUAAAAUGUUGUGCAUGCAGUACAGAGUAAAACUGUAAAAUACAGAUCAAACUGGACCACAUGCAUCUCCAGAAUCAGACAGUAACUGCCUGAAAUUCUUGUUUUUGUUGAACUUUGUGUCUAAAACUUUGAGAUUUUCCCCCAAAAAUCUCUUUUAAGACAAAAACAGAGUCUUUAAUUUAAUCAUUGAUCUGUUGGUGAAACAGAAGCGCUCGAAUCUUUUUCUUUCUGCAGUUUUUGUCUCUCUCUUGAUGCUUCUUUAAACUCCGGGCUGAAGUUGUUUUCAGUCUGAAUCAAAUGUCUGCAGUUCUUCUCAUUUACAGUCCGGAUGUCGAACACAUGCGGCUCUCGCUCUCAGCCACGCACCGCAGGUUUCCUUCACUCACACUCUUUGAACUGUUUGAUGCGGAGCUGAGCGAACUUUGUGUUUCUCUCCACACUGUCUUUGUGUUUCAUGAUAAAUGCUGCCGAGCGGAGACGGAGCCGCAGAGUACGGAAGGUCAAUCAGGACAAAACUGUUGGCAGAGAAACAAACAUUCAGGCUGUAAAUCUGAGAGUGAGGGAGUGAGCACAGGUGGGUUCAGAGAGGGAGAGUUUGUUUACUGAGGUAUUAAAGUCAGAUUUUAAAGUUUUUUAUCACUCAAAGGUUUUACUCAACGUUCAGAGCCGCAGAGAGACUGUGUAUGAAGCAGCAUCAUCAGGCCGCUGUCAGGACUCUUCAACAGCUUCUGAAACAAACUGAAACUCAGCCUGACGCUCAAGUUUUCCUUUACUGUGAACUCAAAGUGUUUAGAGCUCCCCCUGCUGGCUGCCUGCAGUAUAGCUCUGUAGCCCCGCCUCCUCCCUGUGAACAGAUGGAGCAGAUGUUAAAUUAUAACUAAAUACACAUAAAAAAACCCUCAACCUUCUUUUUAGACUGUUAGUAUUUUAGUUUUAAAUGAUAACGAUGAUGAACGGGACGUUUUCAGUCAGACAGGGUUAGUCGAUGUUUUUGACGUCUUUGAAACAAAAUAAUAAGUGCAGUUUCUAAAAAAAAUCUUUGUAGUUAAAUAGACUUUAAAAUGUGCUCAUGGUUCAGUCGUUCAGUCUCUUAAAUCUGGACUUUCAGGAUCUAAAGCAGCGUAAAGAUGGAGCUCGUGACGCAGCUGGAAUUUUGUCCUGAACGGCCUUCCGUACUUCAGGCAGCUCUGUUUCAUGUAAGUUCGACUUCUGACGCUGAAGUCAUGGUGUUCCCCGCCCCACCCCCUCCAGGCCUGAGACCCUCCCCCACCCUGAGACCCCCUUCAUCUGCAGCUCAUCUGGUUCUGAUUCCACUUUCUCGUCUUGGCCUUCAACAGAAAACAGAAACAUGACGUAACUCUCCUGAAAUCUGAACCUUUUACUCACGACUGAUUUCAUCUUCAAUAACUUUGAAUUUUCUUUAUCAUUUUUUUCUCUUUUUUAGACUUUAAAACUUUCAUGGUCUCCUCGUGGUUCUCAAAGAUCUCAGAGAUCACCUCUCCUCUCUUUACUUUUUGUUACUUCAUGAUUCAGUUUCUUCAUUUGAGCUCAAAUCCAGUCAGAUGAAGAAGGUCGCCUCUCCUGUUUCUCCUGACCGUUUCUCUCCUGCAGCCUCUCAUAGGUUUCUGGAUUCUGGGUGAAGGUAUUCUGGACCACCCUUCCUUAGAGAACAUCACCAGGUCGGUUCAGUUUGAUGGUUUCUGGACCUCUCACAGGUCUUCAGUGAUGUUCCAGUCUGGAGACCAGGAUGACCAGAACAUCUCAGCCGUUCCUCUGCAUGAAUGUCCGUGUAGAUUUAGUGUUUUGGGUCGUCGUCUUGUUGAAAUAUCCAUCCCUCACUUCGACUUUGUAACAGAUUCUUGAACUUGAUUCUGAAGAUUCCCAGUACUGGCGCUGGUCCCACAGCAUGAUGGGAGUUUCACCGUGGACACCAAGUGUUUUUCUUGCUGUUUUCUUUCGCCGCCAUCCAUCACGCCACUUCUUCUGCCCAAAUAAGUCAAGCUGUGACUCAUCAGUCGUCCCUCACCUUCUUCCAGAAUGAAGCUGGCUCGUCCAAAUGUGCUUUGGCGUCCCUCAGGCGAGUCUGUUCGUGGCGUUUGCUCAGGAAAGUCUUCUUCCACGUCGCUCUCACAUACAGAGUUUUCACUCUUGGAGGCGUCUGUGGUUGUUUUUCUCACCGUCCUUCACCUUUGCCAGUAUUUUUCUUGGUCUGAACAGAACCUGUUCCUGUAGCCUUCAGGUCCCUCACCGUGUUCCUGAAAUCGCUGAGCGAGCUCUCUGGAACCUUCUCCUAAACCGUAAAACUCAACAAUCUUUGUAAUCUUUGUCGUCGCCGCUCUUCAGAGGAGAGUCAAAGAGAACUUAACGCUGGAAACUCCCCAGAACUCUGUUUUAUUAGAAAGUGUUCUGUUACUACGAAGCCCGAACCUCUUCAUCUGACUGUAGAUCUGGAUCAGAUCUGGAUCAGAUCUCUAUGUCCCCCUCACGUCUCCAGUAAGUGUUUCUGUCUCGGUUAUCUACACAGAUCUGUGACUCUGACUCCCAAGGGUCAGAUCUGCUGCCCUCUCUGCAGAGCGAGGCGCGCACAAACACAGAAAAAUGUAGAAGUCGUCUUUUCUCAGAUUUACUGCUGUCGGACCGCCUGGAUCAGAUUUAUAAAUCUGUAAGAGCACAAGCCCACGGCUCGCCAUAAAUGGACUCAACAAAACCCCCUAAACAUGUGUUUGCAUGUCUGAGAGAGAAUAUCCAACGAGACGCAGAGUUUCACUCCUACACGUCCUCAGCAGACCAGAACAGCUGCUCAACGUGAGUCAUGAGCCUCAACGUAAACUAACAAAGAGCGUCUCAGUCGAGUUUAUCAUCGACCCUGUGAGGUCUGAGGAAUCUUGACCUCGUCGUUUUAACGCCUGCUCUUCAUUUCAUCUGCGUGAUUCCUCCAGGAUGAUCUGAGGAAUCACAGUUUCUGUCCUAAGACGGCGGCCACAGUGAGCGAACAACAAAAUCGACAACAAAUCCCGUAAACUAAAGAUCCGGAUCGUCUCUUCAUUAUUAGAAAAUAUCCUGGAUGUCACUGAAAGCUGCUGGUCUCACGGAGCGAGUGGAUUUGAUCCUGAACUUCUGCUUUAACCAAAUCCUGAGAGGAGAACACACAAGAGAGGGACUUCUUUUAAUCAAUAAUAAUCAAUCAAUAAUCAGGUUCAAAGUCUACGCAGACGAUUCCUCCUUCAUGAUUGGAGAGAUUCGGAGCGUGGGUGGAGAUGACAGCUGAGGUCUGUAGGAAAUAAGGAAAGGAAAUAAGGAAAGGAGCUUCAUUUUUCUGAUUGUGAAUGUCGUCUUUUCUCCGAAAACUUAUUAACGUGCUGCUGCUCCUAAAAACCAUAAAAUCGUUAAAAACCGUAAAAUCGUGAAAAACCGUAAAAUCGUUAAAAACCGUAAAAUCGUUAAAAACCGUAAAAUCGUUAAAAACCGUUAAAUCGUUAAAAACCGUAAAAUCGUUAAAAAACGUUAAAUCGUUAAAAAACGUAAAAUCGUUAAAAUCGUAAAGUUCGUCUCCGUCUUGGUGACCUUAUCUCAGAGGGAUCAGGAGUCUGGAAAUAUCAGCUCUGCAGAUCAGAGUUUAACAUUCGAGGACUUUCAGCUUCAGGCGGUGCAUACCAAACAUGCAUCAGCACAACACACACACACACACACACACACACACACAUACACACACAUGGUCAGAGACAAACACACACACACACACACACACACACACACACUGAAGCUGCUCUGUGAUGGUGGAUUAGCUCUGAUGAAGGUUUUUCACACUCGAGUGUGUUUACAUGUUUUUAUCCUCGGUGUGUCAUAGAUCAGCUGCACCUCGAGUGUGUGUGUGUGUGUGUGUGUGUGUGUGUGUGUCUGUGUGUGUCUGUGUGUGUGUGUGUGUGUGUGUGUGUGUUGUUUCCUGGAGGACACAGAGUUCGAAGCCUUUUUUGGUCAGAGUUUACAUUUCUAAACACUCGGUCAUUAUCGGGGAGAGAGGAGGAGGCAGGAACCAAUCAGGACUAUCGGAUCAGGAUCAGGCCACGCCCCUCAGAGUCCAGAGACUCUGUUUGGACCUGGUCUUCCUCCACCACAUCCCUGAUGGAGCUGAUGGUCUUAUCUGUCCGAGGUUUCCUCUGUUUCCUCGAGUGACUUUAACCGACCUGAAGAGAAACUGAAGGAGGAGGAGAAGGAGAAGGAGGAGAGGAGAGAGAGAGGAGAGGAGAGGAGAGGAGAGAGGAGGAGAGGAGAGGAGAGGAGAGGAGAGAGGAGAGAGGAGGAGAGAGGAGAGAGAGGAGAGCAGGGAGAGGAGAGAGGAGGAGAGAGGAGAGGAGAGGAGAGAGGAGGAGAGAGGAGAGAGGAGGAGGAGAGAGGAGGAGAGAGGAGAGAGAGGAGGAGGGAGGGGAGGAGGAGAGAAGGAGAGAGGAGAGCAGGGAGAGGAGGAGAGAGGAGAGCAGGGAGAGGCAGAUAUUAGUCUUUUUUUAAAUUCCAGGUAUUUUUAAUUGACUAACAGCGUAGACUCUCAGACUCUCAGACUCGUAGACUCGUUCAUAUCAGUUAAUGAAUUUCUUAGUAAAAGGCAAACGUUGAAAUAUUUUCCUCUCUGGUUACAACAUGUUACAUUUGAAGCUCCUCCUCCUUCUAUGAAAACGAUCACUGAUUGGACCGUCAGUAAACCAGAUAAAGUCUUUUUUCAGCAAGUUCCUCAUCGCUCUCUGUCGUCUUCUUUUAUACAAAAACCCUGAGUGAAAGCAGACACAUAACUUCCUGAGAUGAAACUCCAGCCUAAGACCAGAUAAACGGGAACCUAAACAUCAGUGAGUGUCCGGACCGCCACACAAACAUCAGUCUGUGUUUGUGAGCGCUCAGCUGUUCAUAUUUGUGCCUUUUAACAGACUCGGCGUUUUCGUUUACGAGGUUCACUCUCCUACAUCUCGAACGGUCUUUGAGGGUCAUGAUCACCUCUCUCCUCCUGAGUCCAGCCUCAGUCUUCAGCUGUCUGUGGAUCACUGACUACGAAACCUUUGUGGGGUUGUUGGUCCUGAAGCUGGCUAACCCCCGACCUCCACCUUCAUCCUGAUCGUCUCCUAAAAGGUCGUAUCCUCCGAUCGUAGCUGAUCGUAACCAUUCAAGUUAACGUGUCAAUUUACACCGACUUCUGGAAAGGAAGUCGGGCACAGACACAAAAUAAAACAUCCGGCUUCUUUUCAAAAUAAAACACUCCGUGUUUCAGGAGGAUCGUAUUUCACACCAUGCAAACGGGCGGAGACGAACAAGUGAAAGGUUUUUAGACGUCAUUUCACCCCGAUGACACCAUGGAUGAGGAGAUGCUGAUUCCAGAAGUCUAGAAGUAGAUUUCCUCCUCUGGAAGGACACAAUCUACUGCUUAUAUGUCUAUGUGUCUGUCUUUAGAGAGACAACUCGUUAUCGUGUGAUUGAACGUGAAUCUGCGGGUUCUUGUGAGUUCUUGUGAUUCCUGCUGUUUGUAAUCCGCUAUGUAAUUCACCGGACAAACGGAUCCUGUAGGAAUUAGCGGACCGUAAGAAUCGCAGCCGUUGUUAGAUCGGGGAAGGGGGUUCAGGAGAGACUACCACAUGACUGGUCCCAGACCUGAUCCCUGAGGUACGCCACACCUGAUCCAAGAUGGCUGUCAGUUUCUGACAGUGUGUGUGUCCUCAGGUCGUCUCUGUUGGGCCAAUCAGAAUGAACCGCAGUGAUGAUGUCAGUCGUUGUUUGUUGAUGAGGUUUUUGUGUGUUUCAGGAUCGGUGCCGGCCUCCGUCCUCCUGCUGAAGUGUCCUUGAGCCUGACGCUGACCCUGAACCAGGUAACGUGUCUCUCAGCUGUGAGGCUUCUGUUCUUCAACAUCUGAAAGUCUUUCAGUUUCUGUCCUCCUCGUCUCUGUUGGACUUUGACACCCUGAGUUCGUGUCCUGGUCUGUCAGGAGCGCUGAACCUCUCUGUUUGAGUUUGAGGCUAAUUCUGCUGCUGAUUCCUGGGUCAGUAGAGCGGCGUCCAUAAAAACUGUGGAUUGUUGAGUCUGCUCCGUCUGACCAAACGUGGUUUCAUGAUCAGAUUCAGGAUGUUUCUGCUCUCCUGAUUGGCUGUGGGAGUUCAUAACGAGGAAUUUCCUGCAGACUCUCUCUCUGCGUCUCUUGAUCUGCUCGAAGGUCUUUAAUGUUGUUGUUUUUUAUUUACGGCUCUGACAACAUUAAAGAAAGUCUCUCUGCAGAGUCAGACCACAUAACCAGGAACAUCUACUCCAUGAUUUCUCCACAGAGACAAACAGUCUUUCAGAGCUGCUCACAUCCGUCCGUCUGUUUGUCUUACUGUGUUUGACAUCUAUUAUAUUACAUCUAUAAUGAGACAAAAUAAACAGCGACGUUUUCACUCUGAGAGAAAAGAAAGUCUGUUUUGUUAUGAGAGUCAAAGUUGUAGUGAAGCGAAAACAUUUAGAGAAUAAAGUCAUAAUAAAGUUUCUCUUUCAAACAGCUUCAUCGCUCAGGAAGAGACUCAGUUACAGACAUGAUUCAUUCUUAUGAAUUUUAUUAUAAUUAUCAUUAUUAUCAGAAUGACUUCAGAUUCAUUACAUAACUCUGAUAACGACUCUGUUCCCAAAACAACUUUGUGCUAAAAAUGUCAUUUUGAUUCUGUGUGACUUUUUUCUCAUUAUGAGGUUUGAGAAAAUCGUCUGCGCUCCGUCUCUUAAAGCUGUUUUUAAUGAACCUCUCACAGUUUUUGAUGUUGGCAUUUUAAUCAAACAGGUCCAUCAAGGACAACAGUUUUAAUACCUGAAACCGGAGACAGAGGUCACAGUAUUAACAUUAAUAAUUCACAAUAUUAACAUUAAUAAUUCUCAAUAUUAACAUUAAUAAUUCACAAUAAUAACAUUUAUAUUAACAUUAAUAAUUCACAAUAAUAUUAAUAAUUCACAAUAAUAAUAAUUCACAAUAAUAACAUUAAUAAUUCACAAUAUCAACAUUAAUAUUAACAUUAAUACUUCACAAUAUUAACAUUAAUAAUUCACAAUAUUAACAUUAAUAAUUCACAAUAUUAACAUGAAUAAUUCACAAUAAUAACAUUAAUAAUUCACAAUAUUAACAUUAAUAAUUCACAAUAAUAACAUUAAUAAUUCACAAUAUUAACAUUAAUAAUUCACAAUAUUAACAUUAAUAAUUCACAAUAUUAACAUUAAUAAUUCACAAUAUUAACAUUAAUAAUUCACAAUAAUUCUCGGUGUGUUUGACUGUCAAAAAGAAGUGAGAUCAGUUUGUUUGUUAAAAGACAUUACUGAAGCCUGUUAGGACAAGAUAAGCAAACACAGAUUUGUCCACAGGGGGCGCCAGAGUCAAUACAAACUAGAAGUUCCUUACUGGAGCUUUAAUAUCCAGUCAAAUCUAAUAAAUCACAAACCCACUCGGUGUUUUCUGAAAUCAGCUCGUCGUUUCUGUCGGUAUAAAACUGUCACGGGAGAUCGGACCGUAGACGUAAACAUGAGUAGAAGCUGCAGAUCGAAAACAAACAACGUUUAACAAAGUCGGGAUGAAAAUAAACGUGUUAAAUGUCUCAGACUUUAUCCAACAGUCAGCGGGUUCAGAGGGUUUAAUCAGGCUGAAUCCAGACUAAACAAGUCAAACUCAGAGUCUGACAGAUUCCUCUGUUAUCACGUUAGAAACACAGGAAACAGAGAGCUGGAGUUCCUGUUCGCACAUCACGCUGAGAGGUGAGGAGGAUCUGUUUCAGUUCAGCUGCAGAGAAACGCUCUGAGCAGGAUUUCAGCACGUUUGAGCGAUGAAACAAACUCCGAUUUUCUCACUUAUGAACGUCUGCAGAGAGUUAUUCAGUAAAAAGAGUCAGAAAAGUCCGAUCUCUGUGUCUGUCUGAGAGCCUCAAACACUGUGAAGGAUCUGUUUAUCGUCCCCGGCUGCAGGUCGAGCUCCUCCUUCUUCACGUUUUCAGUCUCAUACAGGUAUUUUUGGAGUUUCCCCCUGUGGGACUCAUAAAGGUAGCUCUUAUCUUAUCUCGUAUGUUCAGAUGUUUCUCUGGCAGAGUUUACUCCUCAUUUGUCUCGGCUGUCUGUGUGUCUAAGUGGUUUUGUCCAAGUUUGGCCCGCUCUGCGUUUACAGCGCAUCAUAACUCACUCUGCAUGUUUUCUGCAGCGACCGUCAUUAUCAGAUUUGACUGAAACCCCGAAGCUUAACUUCGUUAACUCUGGUGAACCGCAGCCGUCAGCGCUCUUGGCCUGUUCUCCUCCGAGAAAAAAACAAGUACAUAAAUAUAUUUCAAACAUUUUUAACCUCUCUAAGUGUUUCCUGAUCAUAUUAAAGACCACUAAGUGGUCUGCCUCUACAUUUGUCACCAUCAGAGCUGCAGCUGGUCUGAGGUCUGAUGGAUGUCAUGUGGUCUGGCAGCCUCGGUGGUCAUUUGUGAACAGCUGCUUCGACCUCCUUACUCAUUAUUUCUGUGUCAAACAGGGUUAAGUGUUCGUCUGAAUCAUUAGUCCCUGUGGUUCAGAGUCCAGGUUAACGAACGGGUCGGCUCGCUGAGUCCUGAUCCGACUGACAAAGACGAAGAGAAUAUAGAGAAGAGGAAGAGCUUCAUGUCUUCGUCUGAAGAUGGAGGCUGUGAAUCCAAAAACAGACCAAAUAGGACCGGGCGGUAUGGCCUCAAAUCAAUAUCUCGAUAUAUUGAUCAGUUCACUUUGAUAAUGAUAAAUGAACUACUCCACAAGCUGGUCACCCCCCCCACACUAACUCCGUCUACUCCAGCCGCUCCAGCUGCUCCAACUUUGAGUGAUUUAUUUUUUUGACAAUAACUAUACCAUUAGGGGCAAAAUGACGUCGGUUAUUGUCGUAAAUUUUGGUAUCGGUAAAUUCUUGGUUUAUCGCCCAGCCCUUACACUAAACAUACAGAACACUGAAGAACUGUGAAACAGACUGUUCCUGCAGAGAGGAGAAUAAGGAACAGCAAAGUGGAAACUUCUGGACAGAUGUUUCUUUGACUCGGUUAUAUCAUGAUUGCAAAAUUCAGAGCGUUAGACCCACUGAUGGAGAUUUUAUCAUCUACUAAAUAUGAGCUGCAUCCUAUAAAGCAGAGCUACACACACAGGGCUUCACUUUGUUCACAUGGAGAACACAAAGAACUUCAGGGGAUCAAUGAAAACUGAUCAAUAAUGUUUGUCUUAUUGAUCGACCUUAGUACUGUUAUUAGAAAUCAAUUUGAGGUCUUUUGGUCACAUGACAGUGAAGCUAUUGAAGGAAAACAGCCUUUUCUGAGAACAUCAACCGGUAAUUUAUUGACGGUCCCUUAUUCAACACCGACGUUGACAGUGAGGGUGUCGAGUAGAUUUAACCGCGCUGCUGUUGUUAUUCCCGGUUAUGGAGAGUGAGAAGACACCGAUAGAUCCUCAGAGAAUGUCCGUCAGAUAUCCAACCUGAAACUAACUUCACCGCCGUAUUUACAGGAAAAUAUAUCCAACCUGAAACUAACUUCACCGCCGUAUUUACAGGAAAAUAUAUCCAACCUGAAACUAACUUCACCGCCGUAUUUACAGGAAAAAUAUAUCCAACCUGAAACUAACUUCACCGCCGUAUUUACAGGAAAAAUAUAUCCAACCUAAAACUAACUUCACCGCCGUAUUUACAGGAAAAUAUAUCCAACCUGAAACUAACUUCACCACUGUAUUUACAGGAAAAUAUAUCCAACCUAAAACUAACUUCACCGCCGUAUUUACAGGAAAAUAUAUCCAACCUAAAACUAACUUCACCGCUGUAUUUACAGGAAAAUAUAUCCAACCGAAAACUAACUUCACCGCCGUAUUUACAGGAAAAUAUAUCCAACCUAAAACUAACUUCACCGCCGUAUUUACAGGAAAAUAUAUCCAACCUAAAACUAACUUCACCGCCGUAUUUACAGGAAAAUAUAUCCAACCUGAAACUAACUUCACCGCUGUAUUUACAGGAAAAUAUAUCCAACCUGAAACUAACUUCACCGCCGUAUUUACAGGAAAAAAAACGUCUGUUGCCUCUGCUGAUUUUUUAGGCUCACAUGUGACCUUAAAUACAUUUUUAGAUUCACACUCAUCUAUUUUUAAUCGUGAAUGAAACGGUCACACUGUCGAACCCUGACACACACAUAAACACAGAUAUGACUGUUGCUGUUUUUUUCUGUUUAAAGAGAAAAUCAUUGAUAAUUGAUAAUGAAAUCCCAAUGUCAAAAAUGAUUACUAACACCUCCUCCUCCUCUCUCGCUCCUCCUCCUCCUCUCCCUCCCCCCUUGGAUCUGACUCUCCACGGUCCCCCUCAGAUCUUGACUCCUGGCCCUUCUCUCUCAGCGCCGCUCCAAACAAAGACUCUAUACGUUACAUUUCUGAGUUUAGGUUUCGCUGAGUUUCCACAUCUGCCUUUCAAACAGAGAAAUCUGAACAGUUAAUCACACAGGAGGGAUAAAUACCCCAGCAUGCCUCACUGUUUCCUAUUGUAAAGAACCAGGGGCCUCGUCCAGGGGCCCCCGGGGGGGCCGGGUGUCCUUGUGUGUUUGACAGGGUGGUUACAGCACACAGCUGAGGUCUGGUUUGGGGGGUUUAGCUCUGUGUAUUUCUCUUUCUCCAAACAUGAAGGCUGAAGUGACAGAUGUUAGUGUUUCCCAGAACAGUUCAGGGACUCCACUCUCAGAUCAGACUAAUCCAACAUGUGUCACAUGAGGCCACAUCUUUAUUUCUGCCUUAUAGAAACGUAAAAAGAGAGGCCUGUUUUUAUAACAAUCGUUCACAUCUGCCUGCUUUUGCUCUCCAUACAGACGCCCCGCCUCUCCUGAUGGACUCUGAUCCUCUCACUCUUGAACUAAACUGAGAGUCUCGCUCAGGUCGUUACAGUCUCAGUUUAAUCGGACUAAACGUAUAAUUCGUGUUUUUCUCUGAAUCAGACUUCUCUCCUUCAAUCGAAUUAUUGACGUGAACGUGUCCUCCUCCCCAACACUAGGGGGCGAUAUGGGUCUUUACAACCGUCAACAACAACAGCAGGUCGGUGUCAGACGUCAGAAGUGUCUACAACUGCUGCUGGACAUUUUGGAGAAACAAGAAGAUGGAGCAUCGUACAGCGUUGUUUUUGUCCGACAUGAUGGACGCGCUACUUUUUCUAAAGAGGAGACCAACGCUACUCCUCUACUCUGGGGUUUUAGUACGGGGUUAUGGGGGCGUGGCCUGUAUCCGAUCAUACUCCGACUACGCUGGUCACAUGGUAGAGAAAAUCAUUAUCUGGGCGUCUUAAUCAGAGUUCUUAAACUCUGAUUAUAGUCGGACUAAAGUGUUAACAUGACCUUCAGUUGUCCGGUCUUAAUCGGAAUAAGGCGAUAAUUCGGUUUUCUCGAGUGUCGUGGAAACAGACUGAGUGUAAGAGCAGCUCUGCAUGUAGACAGAGAUUACAGAUAAGUGACUCCAGACGUCAUCAGACCGCAGACUUGUGUGACGCUCUUCAGAAAUGUUGUUGUGAAAGAUUUUCCGUCUCCAGGUGAGAAAAAGAAAACCCAGAACUUGGAGGACGAUGGUUCAGUGUCCCCCUCCUCACGUGAAGGGAAUCAGAGCGGAGACUCUCUCUGCUCACACAUGUGCUCACAAGAUGUGGAUCUGACAGUCCAGGUCCCCGUAAUCCUGUCCUCAUCCUGGGUCACGGCUAAUGUGACGCCCCGGGCCGAUUGGCUUCCUGGUGGGUCUGAGAGCAGCUGUGAGUUUGUUGGUGUUUUUAUGUGUUUUUUUUUUCUCCUUAAACUUGUUUGUGAAGUUUGAACCGUCAGACUGUUGGGAUGUUUGAGGACACUCGCUCAGAGCUCCUAUAAAACCGGAGAGACCAGGACCUGAGAAGAGGACUGGGUCCAGCUGUGCAGGUCAUCCCCACAGCAGACUGAGACCCUGAACCCCUCAGUCCUGUUUUCUCCUCUUCCUCAGUCCUGUUUUCUCCUCUUCCUCAGUCCUGUUUUCUCCUCUUCCUCAGUCCUGUUUUCUCCUCUUCCUCAGUCCUGUUUUCUCCUCUUCCUCAGUCCUGUUUUCUCCUCUUCCUCGGUCCUGUUUUCUCCUCUUCCUCAGUCCUGUUUUCUCCUCUUCCUCAGUCCUGUUUUCUCCUCUUCCUCAGUCCUGUUUUCUCCUCUUCCUCAGUCCUGUUUUCUCCUCUUCCUCAGUCCUGUUGUCUCCUCUUCCUCAGUCCUGUUUUCUCCUCUUCCUCAGUCCUGUUUUCUCCUCUUCCUCGGUCCUGUUGUCUCCUCUUCCUCGGUCCUGUUUUCUCCUCUUCCUCAGUCCUGUUUUCUCCUCUUCCUCAGUCCUGUUGUCUCCUCUUCCUCGGUCCUGUUGUCUCCUCUUCCUCGGUCCUGUUUUCUCCUCUUCCUCAGUCCUGUUUUCUCCUCUUCCUCAGUCCUGUUGUCUCCUCUUCCUCAGUCCUGUUUUCUCCUCUUCCUCAGUCCUGUUUUCUCCUCUUCCUCAGUCCUGUUGUCUCCUCUUCCUCGGUCCUGUUUUCUCCUCUUCCUCUGUCCUGUUUUCUCCUCUUCCUCGGUCCUGUUUUCUCCUCUUCCUCAGUCCUGUUGUCUCCUCUUCCUCAGUCCUGUUGUCUCCUCUUCCUCGGUCCUGUUUUCUCCUCUUCCUCAGUCCUGUUGUCUCCUCUUCCUCGGUCCUGUUUUCUCCUCUUCCUCAGUCCUGUUGUCUCCUCUUCCUCAGUCCUGUUGUCUCCUCUUCCUCAGUCCUGUUUUCUCCUCUUCCUCAGUCCUGUUUUCUCCUCUUCCUCAGUCCUGUUUUCUCCUCUUCCUCAGUCCUGUUUUCUCCUCUUCCUCAGUCCUGUUUUCUCCUCUUCCUCAGUCCCGUUUUCUCCUCUUCCUCGGUCCUGUUGUCUCCUCUUCCUCAGUCCUGUUGUCUCCUCUUCCUCGGUCCUGUUGUCUCCUCUUCCUCGGUCCUGUUUUCUCCUCUUCCUCAGUCCUGUUUUCUCCUCUUCCUCAGUCCUGUUUUCUCCUCUUCCUCAGUCCUGUUUUCUCCUCUUCCUCAGUCCUGUUGUCUCCUCUUUCUCGGUCCUGUUUUCUCCUCUUCCUCGGUCCAGUUUUCUCCUCUUCCUCAGUCCUGUUGUCUCCUCUUCCUCAGUCCUGUUGUCUCCUCUUCCUCGGUCCUGUUUUCUCCUCUUCCUCGGUCCUGUUUUCUCCUCUUCCUCGGUCCUGUUGUCUCCUCUUCCUCGGUCCUGUUUUCUCCUCUUCCUCGGUCCUGUUUUCUCCUCUUCCUCGGUCCUGUUGUCUCCUCUUCCUCGGUCCUGUUUUCUCCUCUUCCUCAGUCCUGUUUUCUCCUCUUCCUCAGUCCUGUUUUCUCCUCUUCCUCAGUCCUGUUUUCUCCUCUUCCUCAGUCCUGUUGUCUCCUCUUCCUCGGUCCUGUUUUCUCCUCUUCCUCAGUCCUGUUUUCUCCUCUUCCUCGGUCCUGUUGUCUCCUCUUCCUGUUUUCUCCUCUUCCUCGGUCCUGUUUUCUCCUCUUCCUCAGUCCUGUUGUCUCCUCUUCCUCAGUCCUGUUUUCUCCUCUUCCUCGGUCCUGUUGUCUCCUCUUCCUCGGUCCUGUUGUCUCCUCUUCCUCGGUCCUGUUUUCUCCUCUUCCUCGGUCCUGUUGUCUCCUCUUCCUCGGUCCUGUUGUCUCCUCUUCCUGUUUUCUCCUCUUCCUCGGUCCUGUUUUCUCCUCUUCCUCAGUCCUGUUGUCUCCUCUUCCUCAGUCCUGUUUUCUCCUCUUCCUCGGUCCUGUUGUCUCCUCUUCCUCAGUCCUGUUGUCUCCUCUUCCUCAGUCCUGUUGUCUCCUCUUCCUCGGUCCUGUUGUCUCCUCUUCCUCGGUGGUGUUGUCUCCUCUUCCUCGGUGGUGUUGUCUCCUCUUCCUCGGUCCUGUUGUCUCCUCUUCCUCGGUCCUGUUGUCUCCUCUUCCUCAGUCCUGUUUUCUCCUCUUCCUCGGUCCUGUUGUCUCCUCUUCCUCAGUCCUGUUUUCUCCUCUUCCUCGGUCCUGUUGUCUCCUCUUCCUCAGUCCUGUUGUCUCCUCUUCCUCAGUCCUGUUGUCUCCUCUUCCUCGGUCCUGUUGUCUCCUCUUCCUCAGUCCUGUUGUCUCCUCUUCCUCAGUCCUGUUGUCUCCUCUUCCUCGGUGGUGUCGUGACAGCUCUCUGUGGCUGACGUCCUGAUUGUUUACAGCUUGUGAAGAUUGAUGUCUCGAACCCUGCUGGGACGCAGCGUUGGGCGGAUACAGAGUGUGGAAACCCGCUUUAUUUUGGCGCUCCAGCUAAGUCGGUUUGUGUCUUCACUUUCAGACAUCGGGAUUUUAUAAACAUCCUCAAACAAAAGAGACGAAAAGACUGAAACUUCAUUUUCAACUUCGUGUGUUUAAUUUAGUUUUUUGUUUUACGCACAUAAUAGAAGCACCAGCCUCUCCUUAGACAGCCAAUCAGAUCAUUAUCAUAGAGGCUCCGCCCACUUUAAUCACUGCAUAGAUAAUGAGGUUCAGAACUGAGAGGCUGCAGAGGAUCAUUUAGUAAACAGAUAAAAAUAUCUCCUUUGGGCCUCAUGACAAAAUUCCCCUAAAACGAUCAAACGGAGGACUUGAGUCUCUGCUAAUCAGCUGUUUAAGCUCGGGUUCACACACACACACACACACACAUACACACACACUCACACACACACACUGGACAAUAUCAAAGUUAUCUGUGCCAUCAGCAUCCCGUGUCUGGAGUCCACAGAGAGUCCAGUCCUCAGAAUUAAAGACUCUGUUCGGUCCCCUCGGAGUACAGACCAGACCCUCAUCAGACCCUGUGAGGGACUGAAGUGGACCCAGUCCAGAGACGAGACUCUAGAUUAAAAAAGAAUCGUCUUAUAGAUCUUUCCAGCCUCUGCGUGUUCGUCUUCACAUGAGAAGGAUUAUUUAGAGACCUCCGACAUUUGAAGCUCCGUCAAAUAUUUACACAAACGGACUGAUGAAAAACACGACGUCUGUUUACCCACAGCCUUUAAAGAUCCGUAUUAAGUUUUUAUUUCAGUCACGUAUUUCUAAAACCUGGAUCCAAUCUGACUGUUUUUGGGGGGGGGGUUCAGUCAGUGCUGGAAUUCCCCCGUUAGAUCGUUUCAGCCGCAGCAGCAGCGAGUCCUCGACGCGAACACAGUCAGUCUGUAAUUCCUCUGUGGCGUUCAACGACUCCCAUCUGAGCGGCGCCAUCAUGUCCCACCCUCCUCUGAAACCGUUUCUUUAGAAAAUCAGUCACAGAAGUGUUUUUAAAUGAUCCUAAAUUAGCAGAAAUAACGUUUGAAUGCAGAUUUCUGUGGAGUCUCAGCUUCACUGUAAAAAGAGGCUCUAAAGUUGGCUGAAAUAACAGACGGUUCAGUCUCAGCUUCACUGUAAACAGGAAGUUACAAACAGGAUUUACUUCAGGGUUAGAAUCAAACUGACGUCACCUCAGAGGUCUUAACUUCACUGAAGAUCAUACAGAGUCUCAGUUUCACUGUAAACAUUCACACAGAAGUGUCGGUCAGUCUCUGUUCUUCAUUAUAAACUCAUCAUCAGAAAUCAUCUCCUCACAUCCUUCCACCGUCAUCGGGGAUUAAAAAGAUGCGUUUCUAAUUUUAGGGCGUCCUUCAGCUGACGGGUCUGCGUCAUGUUUUUCACAGCUGGCGCUGAUUGUGAACUUAAAUAGACAGUAAUAUUGUCCUCAUUCAGGCUGCAGGGAGGAAUGUGGGAAACGACAAACCAGAGCUGGAAAUGAGACUGAGGACAGGAAGAGAGAGAGAGAGAGAGAGAGAGAGAGAGAGAGAGAGAGAGAGAGAGAGAGAGAGAGAGAGAGAGAGAGAGAGAGAGAGAGAGAGAGAGAGAGAGAGAGAGAGAGAGAGAGAGAGAGAGAGAGAGAGAGAGAGAGAGAGAGAGAGAGAGAGAGAGAGAGAGAGAGAGAGAGAGAGAGAGAGAGAGAGAGAGAGAGAGAGAGAGAGAGAGAGAGGGAGAGAGGAGAGAGAGAGAGAGAGAGAGAGAGAGAGAGAGAGAGAGAGAGAGAGAGAGAGAGAGAGAGAGAGAGAGAGAGAGAGAGAGAGAGAGAGAGAGAGAGAGAGAGAGGAGAGAGAGAGAGAGAGAGAGAGAGAGAGAGAGAGAGAGAGAGAGAGAGAGAGAGAGGGAGAGAGGGAGAGAGAGAGAGAGAGAGAGAGAGAGAGAGGGAGAGAGAGGGAGAGAGAGAGAGAGGGAGAGGGAGAGGGAGAGAGGGAGAGUUUAUUCAGCUUUUUAUCUCCUCACAGUCGGGAGGUUUUACCAAAUAAACACGACUAGAACAAGAAAGUCGUCUGACAAAGACUCCAUAAUCUGUGUUUUCUUACAGAUUAAAUGAAUAUUUUUAAUCUGUGUUAUCAGUCAGCCUCUCUAUCUGUCGAAGCUGAAUUUAAAACAAACUCCUUUACUAAGUCUCGGUCUUACCCCCGAUUUCCACCGCAUCCCAAACAGCCACGAAAAGGUCGUAUCGUCCGAUCGUAGCCGGAUAAAUUCAGCACAGAUUAACCCGUGCUGGAAAGGAAGUCGGGCACAGACUUCAAAAUAAAACAUCCGGCUUCUUUUCAAAAUAAAACACUCCGUGUUUCAGGAGGAUCGUAUUUCACACCAUGCAAACGGGCGGAGACGAACAAGUGAAAGGUUUUUAGACGUCAUUUCACCCCGAUGACACCAUGGAUGAGGAGAUGCUGAUUCUAGAAGUCUAGAAGUAGAUUUCCUCCUCUGGAAGGACACAAUCUACUGCUUAUAUGUCUAUGUGUCUGUCUUUAGAGAGACGACUCGUUAUCGAGCGAUUGAUCGUGAAUCUGCGGGUUCUUGUGAGUUCUUGAGAUUGUCUGUAAUCCACCAUGAACUUCGCCUCACAGACGAUCCGGCAGGAAUCGGUGUGCGAUGAAAAUCACAGCUGUUCAGGGUUGCGGUGGAAAUCCCGGCUGAGAGUCUGAAGUAGCGUCUCAUUACUUCCAUGAAGCCUGAUACCGACCUUGAGCUGACCUCCAGAGGCCCUUCAGACCCUGACCCCCUCUCCGGUCCGUCCUGUAGGCCUGAUUUCAGUCGGGCCCUAAACAGUGAGGCCCCUCACUCCUGAACAUCAGAGCGUCCGUCCUCACAGCUGAAGCGGAAAACGCUCCUUAGACCCCGGCUACAUAAACAGAGGUGGAGGUCGGUGUAAACAGAGCUGUGGUUGGAGUAAACCGUGCAGAGAGCGCCUCUCCAUCAGCCUGUCACCGGAGCGCCGCACUCUGAUUACCUUCACAUGCUUCACAUUACGCUGAGCGCCAUUUCCUCCACUCAGGGCCCCGCCGUUUGGACGCUGAUUAAACACGGGGGGGCGGGGGCGGGGGGAGUACACACAUGUUGAUAUACACACAGAUGGAGGCGUGUGUGUGUGUGUGUGUGUGUGUGUGUGUGAGGGGGGGGGGUAAUGACCCUGAGCUGGAGGAUGGGGGUCCUGAACCUGCUGAAGUCUGAAACACCAUCCUGCAUGUCAGCAGAGAGGAGGAGGAGGAGGAGAGAAGGAGGAGAGAGAGAGGAGAGGAGUAGGAGAGAGGAGGAGAGGAGAGAGAGGAGAGGAGGAGAGGAAGGAGGAGGGGAGGAGGGGAGAGGAGGAGGAGAGAGAGGAGAGAGGAGGAGGAGAGGAAGGAGGAGAGGAAGGAGGAGGAGAGGAGGAGGAGAGAGAGAGGAGGAGGAGAGGAAGGAGGAGGAGAGAGAGAGAGAGGAGGAGAGAGAGGAGAGAGGAGAGAGGAGGAGGAGAGGAAGGAGGAGAGAGAGGAGGAGAGAGGAGGAGGAGAGGAAGGAGGAGGAGAGAGAGGAGAGGAGGAGGAGAGAGAGAGGAGAGAGGAGGAGAGGAAGGAGGAGGGGAGGAGGGGAGAGGAGGAGGAGAGAGAGAGGAGGAGGAGAGGAAGGAGGAGGAGGAAGGAGGAGGAGGAGAGAGAGGAGAGGAGGAGGAGAGGAGAGAGAGAGGAGAGGAGGAGGAGAGAGGAGGAGAGAGAGAGAGAGGAGAGGAGGAGAGGAAGGAGGAGGGGAGGAGGGGAGAGGAGGAGGAGAGAGAGAGGAGAAGAGAGAGGAGAGAGGAGGAGGAGAGGAAGGAGGAAAGGAAGGAGGAGGAGAGAGAGAGAGAGGAGAGAGAGGGGGAGGAGAGGAGGGGGAGGAGAAGAGAGGAGAGAGAGGAGGAGAGGAGACAGAGGAGAGGAGGAGGAGAGGAAGGAGGAGAGGAGGAGGAGAGGAAGGAGGAGAGGAGGAGGAGAGAGAGGAGGAGAGGAGGAGGAGGAGGAGGAGGAGGAGAGGAGAGAGAGGAGAAGGAGGAGGAGAGGAAGGAGGAGAAGGAGGAGAAAACUCAGUUUCUUCGUCAGGAAGAUUUUUUUUAACUUUGUUGGAUUUGAUUAAAUUUUUUCAUGAAUUUAGAGAAACAGGAUCUGUUGGGGGGGGGGGGGGGGACUAAAACCUGCAGCAGGGAGAGAGAGGGUCAGGACCGCAUCAGUCCAGGACCGCAUCAGUCCAGGACCGCAUCAGUCCAGGACUCUGUUGUAGUCCCUGUUGUCAGAAUCUGGUUCAGGAUCAUCUGAAGGUCUCCUCUGAAAAGGUCCAGGUCUGGAUGGACGCAGAUGUUCCUCCUAAACCUGGAGAUGUUGUUUAAAACUGAGGAUGCAGCAUCUAUGAUUUCCAGUUCUUCGUUGGAAGGACAUCUGGACUAAGUUGGGUCCAGUUUUCCAAAAGAAGAGUCGGAUUCUGAUCCAUCAGGACAGUUUCCUCUGAUGAUCUCCUGACCUUCAGGGUUCUUCUGUCCUGUGGUCAUGAACGUCUCCUGGUACCUGCCUGUGUUUGUCUCAGUGUAGAUGUUAACCUAGAUGCUGCUCUUCAGAGAGUCACAGGAGGAUCAGACCAGGCCGACCGUCUGAGUCUGUGAACGUCACCGAGAGCGUUCAGGAUAUUUAAGGUCGUGUUUGAUGUGGUCGACGCCGUCUGUGCCCUCAGAUGACAGGAAACAGAAAUUGACUCAGUAAGAGGAGCCAGAUGUCCCAGAUCCAGGACUUCAGGUCCUCUGGGUCUUUAGAGACAGGAGUGGAGCUGCAGGACCAGGACCAGGAUGAGUCCGUUUGUCAUCAUCUUUGAAAUCACAGAGGUCAAAGUUCAUGAAUGUUUAUCCUCUGAUGGUCGCCGCCCUCUUACAGGCGAGUAAAUCUGCAGCUUCCUGAGCGCCGACCCUCCACACUGACCUUUACGUACAUGCCGAUACGAAGACUCACCGUCCUCCUCUCAGACUGUUUGGAAAGUCUGUCAGAGACGAACGAUCAGCUGAGAGCGGACGAGCAAACAUCUGUGUGAGCAGCUGCUGUGGAAACAAAAACACGAACCUUUGAUUUAAAGAAAGACGCCGAAGCUUCAGGUCAGGUCUGAUUAAAGUACAAAAACAGAGACGCUCUGAUUCCUGAUAAUCUGACUCCAACGUUACUUUAGAUGAUCAGAUCAAUAAAAAUAUUGACUCAUAUAAUCACAGAAAUUAAGACCAGCAGGUCUGAGGCGGGUUCAGCAGCAGCAGCAGCGUCAUGUGACCUCUGAGCGCUCUCUGGAUGAUUUACUCAGCGUUAUAAUCUCAGCGCUGUCUGUCGCUCUGUUGGGAUUAUUUAAUUCUUUAAUUGUUGGUGUGACGCCCUCAGAGCUCAAGAUCCUCCCCACAAACCAACCGAAGCUGCAGAUCCGUCAGAUGAUGGCGCUAAAUCAUGACUGAUGGAUCCUCAUCAAAACCAGCAGUUAUAUCAGACCUCAUAACAUAGCUGUGUCUCUCCCUCUCCUCUCUCUCUCUCUCUCUCCUCUCUCUGUCUCUCUCUCUCUCCUCUCUCUGUCUCUCUCUCUCUCUCUCUCUCUCUCUGUCUCUCUCUCUCUGUCUCUCUCUCUCUGUCUCUCUCUCUCUCCUCUCUCUGUCUCUCUCUCUGUCUCUCUCUCUCUCUCUCUCUGUCUCUCUCUCUCUCUCUCUCUGUCUCUCUCUCUCUCCUCUCUCUGUCUCUCUCUCUGUCUCUCUCUCUCUCUCUCUCUCCCUCUCUCCCUCUCUGUCUCUCUCUCUCUCUCUCUCUCUCUCUCUCUCUCUCUCUCUCUCUCUCUCUCGUCUUUACCUCCGCCUCACCUCGCUCCACGCUGCCCGUCAGUCAUAUAACAGUGACAGUCUGCCUCACAACCAAUCAGGUUAGAGGAGGUGGAGAACGGCUUUGUUUACAGUCAGAAAGAGCGGACCGCUCAAAAAUGUUCAAAUGUUGACGACACAGACAUAAGAGAACACAGAGAUAUCGAUAUAUUACCAAAUAAUCAAUAACUAAUAAUUAUUGACUGAUAUUAGAAGAUUUUUUGUUUAUAAAACACAAAAUAAAAAGAUGUUUCUUUAACAGAUUCCUGCCUCCUCACCUUUAAUGAACAAAUUCUGGAUCUAAAACAAAAAUAAAGAAAACAAAGUUCUGGAAUUCAGGUUUUGUAGAUCUUGAAAUAAAGAAGACGUUGAGAAAUAAAAAAUAAGAAGUUAAAUGAACAAACGUGUGUGAAGAGAAAUACAAAUGAAGACGAGUCAGUGAAAACUGAAAAAGUCCAUCAGAGAGAGAAGAAUUAAAACGAUCUGAUUAUAAAACAUCACAGACAGACCGAGGAGAGGAGAGAGCUGAAUCAAAACCAGGAGAGGUUCUGAAUGUGGUCCAGAAAAGGUCCAAAACCUGAAACAAGACGUGAGGUCCUUCAGCCAAUGACUGUGAGUGGGCGGGGCAACAUCCCUCCAUCUAAGGAGAACCGCACGUCUGGCCAGGAGCGAGGCAAACGCUGGCGUUCAGCACUGACCUUUGUUUAUAUGUAUAUAGUGUGUGUAUAGGGUGUAUAUAGUGUGUAUAUAGUGUGUAUAGUGUGUAUAUAGUGUGUAUAUAGUGUGUAUAGUGUGUAUAUAGUGUGUAUAUAGUGUAUAUAGUGUGUGUAACUUCCUGUGGUUUUUGCAGGACUCGUCUCCUCUGCUGAUUUUAGCUCUGUGUUCUCAGACUCUGUAGAAUCAGGUGUUUCAGGCUCCAGUCAGUGUGGGUAUAUAGUGUAUAUAGUGUGUGUAUAGUGUGUAUAGUGUGUAUAUAGUGUGUAUAUAGUGUAUAUAUAGUCUGUAUAGUGUAUAUAGUGUGUAUAGUGUUUAUAUAGUGUGUAUAUAGUGUGUAUAUAUAGUCUGUAUAUAGUGUAUAUAGUGUGUAUAGUGUUUAUAUAGUGUGUAUAUAGUGUGUAUAUAUAGUCUGUAUAUAGUGUAUAUAGUGUGUAUAGUGUUUAUAUAGUGUGUAUAUAGUGUGUAUAUAUAGUCUGUAUAUAGUGUAUAUAGUGUGUAUAGUGUUUAUAUAGUGUGUAUAUAGUGUGUAUAUAUAGUCUGUAUAUAGUGUAUAUAGUGUGUGUAUAGUGUUUAUAUAGUGUGUAUAUAGUGUGUAUAUAUAGUCUGUAUAUAGUGUAUAUAGUGUGUAUAUAGUGUGUAUAUAGUGUGUAUAUAGUGUGUAUAUAUAGUGUAUAUAGUGUAUAUAGUCUGUAUAGUGUUUAUAUAGUGUGUGUAUAGUGUUUAUAUAGUGUGUAUAUACAGUAGUGUGUGUAUAGUGUGUAUAUUGUGUGUAUAUAGUGUGUAUAGUGUAUAUAGUGUAUAUAUAGUGUGUAUAUAGUGUGUAUAUAGUGUGUAUAUAGUGUGUAAAUAGUGUGUAUAUAGUGUGUGUAACUUCCUGUGGUUUUUGCAGGACUCGUCUCCUCUGCUGAUUUCUCAGACUCUGUAGAAUCAGGUGUUUCAGGCUCCAGUCAGUGUGUGUAUAUAUAGUGUGUAUAUAGUGUGUAUAUAGUGUGUAUAGUGUUUAUAUAGUCUGUAUAUAGUGUGUAUAGUGUUAAUAUAGUGUGUAUAUACAGUAGUCUGUAUAGUGUGUUUCAGGCUCCAGUCAGUCUGAACAUUAAAGUUCAUAUUUUAGAUUUCUGUGGAUUCAGCUGUUAGAUUUCCUUCUACAAACAAACCAGAACAUGUUCCAAACAUCAGAAACGCGGCGCUCAUUACUCUAAAUUACUCGCUGCAGCGCCCGUGUUGCUGUGUUAGCCGGCACGCCGGUGUGAAGCUAAUUUUUUGGCGCUCUCGUUAACGCUCAGAGUAAAUUCCUCCUUUGAAGCGGCGUUUUCUGGAACCUCAGGCCUGUUGGCUGUGACGUCCUCUGAGGUGUUUUUGUUCUCUGAGCAGAUGUUCUUACAGAGGUUCCCUCUGGUGUUUCUGUGUCUGUAAAUGUGUGCGCUCCUUAUAACCACCGCCCCCCCACCGCCGCACCGCCGAUCCUGGACCCGUGCAGAUGGGAAACAGAUUUCUGUGUUUACGGCCGUCUUUGUCUUUCUGUUGUAGUCGAGAAGGAGAAACCCGAGAGCUGUUCCAGCAUGGAGGGGAGGCGGCGUCUUCUCCUCAGCCUCAUCAUGGCAGCGUGUUUCUAUGGCAACGCCGCCCAGAAGACAGGUGGGUACGAUUAUGUCGCUGUGAUUUAACUUCCUGGGAACCAGUAAAUCAAAGGUCACGGAGAACGUGCCCCUGACCCCACAUUACAUCAGGCUGUACCAUCUGUGGGAGCAAUCAGGGAACACACACACACACACACACACACACACACACACACACACACAGACUGUACAUACCAACACACGUAAUGAUACACACAUGUAUGAGCGCUCUCUCUCCGGGGGCGGGGCCUGUUGGGUAAGUAUUUAUGUGUUUUCAUGAUAAACUCUGGAGCACCGUUACUAACCCACUCAGGAAUGAAAGUGUUUGCUGCAGGCCGAGCACGACGUUCACGAUAUUAAUCCAAUCACAGACUCAUGCACUCAAACGCUUUGAUCAAUGAUUUCCUGCUUGACUAAACUGAUCGGUCUCUGAACUCCACCCCCGCCGUGAAACUUUAUAUUCCAGAGUUUUUGGGAAACAUCUGAACUUUUUUUUCAGCUUUUUUUUUUUAAAACUUUCCUUUUUUUUGGCAGAACCUGUUUACAUGAUAAACUGACGUUAGAGACGGUUUUAGGAGCGUGCAUCUCCAUCUGUAUGUGCUGCCAGAGGGUGAACUGUCAGUUACAUAAGAGAUAUCCCCCACCAACAGAGAGAGCCUGACUGUAACUGCUGAUCUGCACUGAGAGGGUUUAAUAAAACAGCUUCAUGUCUGCCGUCAAUCAUGUAUUAAGAUUCACCUUUUUGUCAGGAUGGCCUGAUGAAUUAAAAUAUCGAACCCCCAAAGAUGUCAGGCCAAGUCCUCACGAGUAUAAAAACACAAUUCGCUGGUCCGUGGAGGUCAGCUGAUCACAAACUAAGCUUCUGAUUGGGCAGCCGUCCGAAACAAAGAUGGCAGAAAUGACAUUUUUUCACCAGAAUGAACACAUGAACGGUCACAGAUCUGCAUCAUUUCUGAGGACAGUCUCUGUAAAGACUCUGAUCCUGGAUUUGGCAGGAAACUCUGAGUUUUGGUUUUAAUUUUAAUUUUAAUUUUAUUUUUAUAUAUUUUAAAUAAACUCUGAAUCCACCUGAAGGUAAGUGCUUUCGGAGUCGAUCUCCACAAUCACCACCAGCUGCUUGUUAUUGUCACCUGGAGUGAACACAGUUCAUGUGGUCACCACUUCAUUCAGCCAGUCACGCUUUCACCUCCUGCUGCACGCCUCCUCACACCCACAGACGGCUCUGAUAGAGGGAGCGUCCUUUGAGACACCCUGUUGCUUCAAAUCUGCAAGAUCUCCCCCCAUAACUCGACGGCCUCUCCCUCAGUCUGCACCCAAGAGGCCGUGGCCGACAUCGUCUUCAUGGUGGACGGUUCCUGGAGUAUCGGCAACAUGAACUUUGAGCAGAUCCGUCAGUUUCUGUACGCGCUGGUCAGCAGCUUUGACGUCGGGCCCGAACACGUCCGCAUAGGGCUGGUCCAGUACGGCAACACUCCACGUACCGAGUUCCUGCUCAACACGCAUCAGAACAAGAAGGCCAUCCUCCAGUACAUCAGCAAGUUGCCUUACAUGGGGGGUGGUACCCAUACAGGAGAAGCUCUGGACUUCAUGCUGAAGGAGCACUUUGUUCAGGCCGCAGGAAGCCGAGCACAUCAGAAUGUGCCGCAGAUCGCUGUGGUGAUCACCGAUGGAAAGUCCCAAGACAACGUGGAGGUCCACGCCCAGAAUCUGAAGAAGCAGGGGAUCGUUCUCUACGCCAUAGGAAUCAAAGACGCAGACGAAGACCAGCUGAAGGAGAUCGCCAACGAGCCGCACAGUCAGCACGUCUUCAGCGUGUCUGAUUUCGCAGCUCUGCAGGGAAUCUCUCAGAGUAUCGUCCAGACGCUCUGCACGACUGUAGAGGAAGUCAAACGACAGCUCCUGCAGUUGUCCAAAGGUAACGUGAGUCACAGCGAGGUUGGUGUCAGGAAGGUUAUCUUCACAGAGAACGAAUUAUUAUCCAGGAGUCACUCAGAUUUGGGGGUGUGGCUCUAAUCUAAGAGAUCCCUGCCCUCCAUGUUCACUGAUGGAAGUGAGGCGGGGAGAGCACACCGUGAAAACUGUGGUAGGAAGAGCAGCAGCAUAGACCUCCAGGGGGCAGAAGAGAGCAGGGUUUGAGAGUGGUGUGUCCUAACAGGUUCCUGUCCUUCCUCUGUGUAUGUGUCAUGUUAAACCUAUGAUGGGGAGAGCAGCAGCAAAGACCCCCAGAAUACAGAACGAAGCAGGAAUCAGAUAACCUUAAAUCAGACUUGGCAGAAAAAGGAGGAGCUGGGUGGGGGAGGGGGGGAGUGGUCAUGAAGGGUAAGGCUGGGAGAACAGCAGCAAAGACCCCCAGAACAGAACUGAGCAAAGCCUGCCUGAACUAGCACUAAACUCCAGAAAUAUUCAACAUUAUGUUUGAAAUACCGGAAAGAUCUGGUCUCUCAGACUUCCAGACCACAAAAGUCCUGAUAGAUGAACUCUGACCUGAGCUCCCUGAGUCCAGGUCCCAGAGUGCCUCUUGACCCUGAUUGUUAGAAACAGGUUUGACACGAACAGAUAAAAUACAACGGUCUGCUGUGAUGGUUGGACCUCGGGGGUUUCCCGCGUGUUCAGAGAUGUUUUUGCAGACUGUGGUCUUAUCCUCCUCUUUGUGACGAUGAGGAUACUAAAUGACUCUUCCUCCGCUAGUGUCUGACUUCUGCUUCCUUUUUUCCAGAGUGUGCUCAGGCCACCGUGGCCGACAUCGUCUUCCUGGUCGACGGUUCCUCCAGCAUCGGCAUCAGCAACUUUCAGGAGAUGCGUCAGUUCCUCCGCAGCGUCAUCACGGGCCUCGACAUCGGCCCUGACAAAGUCCGAGUGGGCUUGGCGCAGUACAGUAAUGAUCCAUACAAGGAGUUCCUGCUGAAGGAUCACAUGGACAAGACCUCCCUGCUGGCUGAGGUGGACAGAUUUCCCUACAGGACAGGGGGCACCGAAACCGGCAAGGCCAUGACCUUCAUCCUGGAUGAGUUCUUCACCGAAGAGGCGGGGAGUCGAGCCAGGCAGAGGGUGCCUCAGAUCGCUGUGAUCAUCACAGACGGGGACUCAGAAGAUGACGUGGUAGGGCCCGCUCAACGCCUCCGACAGCACGGAGUCAUCGUGUUCGGCAUCGGGGUGGGACAAGCCAACCUGAAGGAGCUGGAGUCCAUCGCCAACCGGCCUCUGCAGCGCUUCCUGUACUCCAUCGGUAGCUACCAGGCUCUGAGAGGGCUGACCGAGGGUCUGCUGCAAACCGUGUGCAUCUCAGUGGAGGAUCAGAGGCAAGGUGAGGCAAACACCGCGGACAUGUGUCACUGUUGAAACUGAGUCAGACGCUCCUUUAUUCACUCUGAACCGUCUGUUUGAUCUGUGCUGUUAGAGUCCAGCUGAGAACGAUCCAGAAACAUGAGAUCAUGGGGGUCCAGACCUCCCCAGAGUCCUGAGUGAACUGGUUUAACAGUCUGAGUCCAGCUGAUGGAGGGUUAUCCAGCGAAAAUAGACUUCAGUUUAUUAGAUUAUCACUUUCCCCCUCAGAGCUGAUCUGACUCCAUGUUUUAGUCCAGAUACUCUGCAGACAUAAUACCAGGAUCAGACUCAGAAAACAUGAUCCGGCUCUGGGCAGGGAAACUGCACCAUGAAUGACGAAGAAACAGGAACAUGAUCCGUGUUAAAGCGUCACUUUUGCACAGUCAGGUUUUGUUUGGGGUCAAAGGUCUCUAUGUGGACUCAUUUAAACUGACAGGCUCACUUAGAGUCAGCUGAAUGAUUCGCUGAUACAGCAUUUUUAUCCAAAACCACAGCCUGGUUAAUUUGUAAAAGUGUAUUUUUCCUGCUGAAACUUCGUGUGUUCAGUGUCACUGAAAUAAGAUCCGAGAACUUAAAACUCCAACUCUGAUCACAUCUUAAAGUGAACUUUGUCGUCUUUCAGCCUUGGCGGAGAGGUUUGCAGACAUCUUCUUCCUGAUUGACAGCGGCGUGUCCAACACAGACUUCCAGCAGGUGCGAAGCCUCCUCACACGACUGUCCAAUCAGCUGAAUAUCGGCGCCAAUGCCUACCGCCUGGGUUUGGCCCAGUACGGUCAGGAUGUGAAGGUGGAAUUCCUCCUGAACGCUCACCAAACCAGGGAGGAGACCCUGAACGCUGUGAAGCGUUUCCGCCAACGCAGACUGCAAGCCAACGAACGGCGGAACCUCGGCGGCGCUCUCCAGCACGCCAGCGCCAACUUCUUCACCAAGGAGCAGGGGGGCCGAGCCGAUCUGGGCUUCAGACAGUUCCUGGUGGUUUUAAGUGGCAAAGACUCGGAUGAUGAGGUGUACAGAGCGUCCCGACUGAUCAAAUCCUUAGGGGUCUCUGUGGUGGGGAUCAGCCUCGGUGCGUCCCUGACGGAGAUGCGGUACAUAUCAACGCCUCCGUACAUAUAUCAGUCCAUCAGCCAAGCUGGAGUCCCUCAGCUGAAGACCAUUUUUGAGAGGCAGGAGAAGGAGAGCGUCCUCUCUGGAGGUAAGAACAAACUCUGGUGUUGGCCAUCUUUAAAACCAGUAAAACCAGUAUCAGGUUGUCUUUGUAUUCGAUAACAGUAAUUUAACGAUAACAAACGAGAAACUAAACUGCCAAAGUUAAAGAAAUGUAAAAUUAUUACUGUCCACACCGUCCCUGUGUGUGGCUCUGUACUUCAGGGUCUGUGUUCAGACAUCUGGACUUAUUAAGAAAGAGAAAACACAAACCAAGUACUUGGGUGGAAGAAAAGACUCAUGCACAGUUAUUCAUCCAAACUGCAGUCUCACGCUUGUCUUAUCCACUAGUGUUUCACCUUUUCACCAAACGUCAGGAAUUUAAGGUUAUUUUUUUACGAUCUUUCCUCAGACUGUAAAGCAGCCAAGCUGGCAGACAUCGUCUUCAUCGUCGACGAGUCCGGUAGCAUCGGGACCCCAAACUUCCAGCUGGUUCGAGCUUUCCUGCGCUCUGUUGUGAGCGGCCUGGAGGUCAGUCGCUCCAAAGUGCGAGUGGGCAUCGUGACGUACAACGACAGGCCCACGGCACAGGUCUACCUCGACUCCUUCAACGACAAGACCGAACUGCUGAACUUCAUCAAAAUCCUGCCUUACCACGGCGGAGGAACCAACACCGGAGCUGCAGUGAACUUCACCAGAGACCACCUUUUCACCAAGGCCAGAGGCAGCAGGAAGGACAAGGGCGUCCAGCAGGUGGCAGUGGUGAUCACAGACGGUGAAUCCCAGGAUGAUGUCAGCAGGGCGGCGGCUGAUCUGCGUCGAGCAGGCGUCACCGUUUACGCAGUAGGAGUCCAAAACGCCAAUGAGGCGGAGCUGAAGCAGAUAGCGUCUUACCCCACCAACAAACACGUCUUCAUCGUGGACAGCUUCGCCAAACUGAAGUCACUGGAGCUGCUGCUGCAGAAGAGCAUGUGUGUCAACAUCAUCCGGCAAGCGGUGACCGCCAAAACCAAAAAAUCCAACAUCAAAGAAGGUCAGAGACGAAGGAAAAACUAAUACCUCUCAUUAAAGAGAGGGGGCGCCACAGAUUACAUGGUGUGAAAUAACAACAAAACUGAUCUCUGUUUUCCAGGUUGUUUGCAGACGGAUGAGGCCGACAUCUUCUUCCUGAUCGAUCACUCCGGGAGCAUCUACCCCACCGACUUCAGCGACAUGAAGAAGUUCAUCAUCGAGUUCCUGCACACCUUCAGAAUCGGCCCACAACACGUCCGCAUGGGGGUCGCAAAGUACGCCGACGCACCCAACUUGGAGUUUGAUCUGACGGCGUACUCAGACACCAAGUCCGUGGAGAACGCCGUGUUGGCCAUACGGCAGGUGGGAGGCGGGACAGAGACGGGCAGAGCGCUGGAUUUCAUGAGCCCACACUUUGACAGAGCAGAGGUCACGCGGGGUCACAAAGUCCCAGAGUACCUGGUGGUCAUCACUGACGGGGAAUCCUCCGAUGACGUCAAGGCUCCUGCACAGAAGCUGAGGGCGCAAGGGGUCAAAGUCUACGCCAUCGGGGUGAAAAACGCAGACAAAGGAGAGCUGCUAGAGAUCUCUGGUGACCCCAAGAGGACCUUCUUCGUCAAUAAUUUUGACGCUCUGAAUCCGAUCAAGGACGACAUUAUCACAGACAUCUGCUCGCCAGACGGUAAGAGGGAAACAUGGAGGUUUCAAAUGUCCCAGUUUGUGUUGAACCUCGCUCACGUGUCCAUGCUGCUUUCUCCACAGCUUGCAAAGACCAACCAGGUGACCUCAUCUUCCUGAUUGACAGCUCUGGGAGCAUCUACCCUGAAGACUACAUGAAGAUGAAGGACUUCAUGAAAUCUGUGGUGGGAAAGUCCAUCAUCGGGCAGGACCAGGUGCAUGUUGGUGUCAUGCAGUUCAGCAAUCGUCAACAACUGGAGUUCCCUCUGAAAACCCACUUCAGUCAGGACGAGAUGUUGAGAGCCAUCGGCAGUAUGCAGCAGGUGGGUGGAGGCACGCUCACAGGUGCCGCCAUCUCUCAGGUGUCGCAGUACUUUGACAUGGCCCAGGGAGGACGGCCAUACCUGAGGCAGAGGCUGGUGGUCAUCACAGACGGCGAGGCCCAGGACGAGGUGAAAGGCCCCGCCGCGUCUCUGAGAGCGAAGGGAGUGUUGGUGUACGCCAUCGGAGUGGUGGACGCUAACACCACCCAGCUGCUGGAGAUCAGCGGGUCACCGGACAGGAUGUACUCCGAGAGGGACUUUGACGCUCUGAAGGACCUGGAGAGUGAGGUGGCGCUGGAGCUGUGUGAGCCGGAGAGAGGUAAGAGCGGACCGGGUCUGAACCCGAACACAGUGACCUUAUCACCACGACAAAGACAGGACACAAGCAAGAUCAGGUCUACUGAGUCACACCAGACCAGACCGCACCAUCAGACAGUUUUGAUUUAGACGGUCUGUGAUAGAAAACCAGAUUAAGGUCGGAGUGAGUUCAGAUUAUGAUCCUCCUCUAAACACGUUUAUCUUUGUCUUUUUAUUUCUAACCAGACUGUAAGAAGACCGAGAGAGCGGACAUCAUCUUCCUGGUGGACGGCUCCACCAGCAUCACCCUCCCUAAGUUUCGAAGCAUGCAGAAGUUUAUGGAGUCCAUGGUGAACCAAACCACAGUGGGCAAAGACCUGACCCGCUUUGGGGUCAUCCUCUACUCCAAUGACCCCAAAUCUGUCUUCACUCUGAACCAGUACGAGUCCAAACGAGCCGUCCUGAACGCAAUAACAGCCCUGAGAUCUCCAUAUGGCGACACCUACACCGGGCGGGCUCUGGAGUACUCUCUGGAGUUCUUCAGCGCUCAGCAUGGCGGUCGUGCGGAUCUCCAAGUGCCGCAGAUCCUGUUGGUGAUCACAGACGGGGACGCCACUGACGCACACAAUCUGGAGGCGCCAUCUGUGGCUCUGCGGGAUAACGGGAUCAGCGUGUUCAGUAUUGGCGUGGAGGGCGCCGACAGGGCGCAGCUGGCGAUCAUGGCCGGACAAGACAUGUCCAAAGUUUUCUAUGUGGACAACUUUGACGCCCUGGAAGGUCUUUACAAGAACAUCACCGAGGAGAUCUGCAACUCCACCAAGCCAGGUAAGACACUGGAGAGACACGGAGCAGUUUAGCUAACAGGACAGUCGAUGGCAGCGUGGAGCUCGCCCUCAUGGACUGAGCUCAUGUCCGUCCAAAUACUGUAAACAGACCAGGAUUCAAUCCGUCAUCAUACCGACCAGGAGCAAAGGUGAAUAAAAGAUGGCUUCCAAUGUUACUAAUACCAAAACAAGUAAAAGUGAGUUCAUAACGAUCACACACCAACAUCGAUACCACCUUAACGAAGAGGAAGUGAACCACCUUAACGAAGAAGAAGUGAACCACCUCACAUUUCUGUGCUGUUUACUUCAGUACUCUGCUGCUCAGAGCUGCGCUGUGCACUCUCAUCCUGACAGGGCUGACUUUGAUCAACUUAAAUAUUGAUCUGAAUGGAGACGGGAAAGUCUUCCAUGUCUUCAUGUGGACUUCAUGUUAACUCAUUCAGUGCCACCAUUGACCACAACAGAAACUUCCGUAUCUUUCAGCGGGCUGAGGAAGUGUUCAGUAGGGCUGUCCUGAUCUGAUAUUGAUAUCAAAUAUUGGUCCAAUAUCAGCAAAUAAACUAAAAUCAUAUUAUAUCUAAAAUCUCUGAUAUCAGCAAUCCGGUACAAACAGUCCAUUCCAGACUCCGCUCCAGCACCUCUAUCUGGCAGCACCCCGAUCCAGCAUGUAGAGCCCUCAUCAGAGAGUGGACUAAGGUACGAACAGAGGAGAGAGGAGGAGGAGUGAUGUCGGCCGUGUGGCUCUAUUUUUGUUUAAGUCCGAGUGCAAAACCUUUAACAAACAAGUUUGUGCUGAUAUCGGAUCAAUAUUGGUAUCGACCAAUACUGAAGGCUACAAUAUCUGUAUCGCAUUGGAAGUAAAACAGUUGUGUAGGUGUUCAGGUUGAAAAGCUGACACAUACAGCUCACCCACGGGGUGGUUUCAGGACGUUCUCAGGUUAAAGUCUGACUCACAUGGAGAACAUACCAGAGUCUGAGCUUCUGUCUGAACCCUCGCCAGUUUUGAACUUCAAUCAAAAGUGAAAAACUUCCUUCAUCUCUUCCUUUUUUUCUCUUUGGCAGUGUGUGAAAAACAGAAGGCUGACCUUGUCUUCCUCCUGGAUCAGUCCGGCAGCAUCCAAACCAACGACUACGCCAUCAUGAAGAGGUUCACCACCGAGCUGAUCAACAGCUUCAAAGUCAGCGAGGAUUUAGUGCGAGUCGGAUGUGCGCAGUUCAGCGACACCUUCCAGGAUGAGUUUUACCUGAACAGGAUGUACACUGCGGAGGAUGUGAGCAAACACGUCCUGGGCAUGACUCAGCGCGGUGGAGGCACCCUGAUCGGUCGCGCCCUUGACUCCAUCAGGGAGUACUUUGAGGCGUCGCGCGGCAGUCGGAAAUCAGAGGGGAUCUCCCAGAACCUGGUGCUGAUCACAGACGGUGAGUCUCAGGACGACGUGGAGGACGCAGCAGACCGUCUCAGGGCUCUGGGGGUCGAGAUGUUCGCCAUCGGCAUUGGAGACGUGCACGAUCUUGAGCUGCUGCAGAUCACCGGCACCCCGGAGAGGCUGUUCACGGUGCAGAACUUUGGCAGCUUGGAAAACAUCAAGCAGAAGGUCAUCGACACGAUCUGCAAAUCCAAACCUCCUGCAGAUCUUUCCAGUGAGUAAAGAGACAUGUUUGCUUUUCUCCUCAUCUUCAGAGGGUUGGAGGUGACACCUAACUCAGAUCCUUAACACUCAGAUGUUCUUCCUCUACUUCAGGCUGCAGCAUCGACAUCGCCAUGGGGUUUGACAUUUCUGGGUCAAACAGAGCUCCAGGUGAACCGCUCUUCAGCAGCCACACCAAGCUGCAGACCUUCCUGCCGGAGAUCGCCCAGUACGUGUCCGCCGUCCACGGCCUGUGCUGCGUCGGCCCCACCCCCAUCAAGCCCAAUCUGGCCUACCGGAUGGUGAGUCGUGACGGGCGUGUGCUGUACGACACCAGCUUUGAAGCGUACAGCUCAGCCGUGGUGGACAAAGUCAAGAACUUGGCCCUGGAGCCCACGUUCUUCAACAGGGCCAUGCUGCAGUCCUUCAAGCAGAAGAUGAGCUCAGAAUCCAGAGCGGGAGUGAAGGUGAGGCUUCAUCCAGACUAGUUUUUAGAUGGAGAGGACCGUGUACUCUGGUGUUUAACCAUGUCUGUCCUCCUCCAUCAGGUCCUGGUGAUCUUCUCAGACGGACUUGAUGACAAUGUGAUGAGUCUGGAGCAGGAAUCGGACCUGCUGAGGGAAUCUGGUAAAACUGGGAGAUGAAGUUUAACGUAAUAAUUCCUCGUCUGUUGGAAACUGCUCAUCAGAGUCUUCUUCUUCUUCUUCUUCUUCUUCUUCUUCUUCUUCUGCUGCUCCAAUCCUGCAGGGAUCAGCGCUCUCCUGGUGGUGGCUUUGGAGGGCGCCCGUGACCCCGCUCAGCUGCAGAUGUUGGAGUUUGGACGAGGAUUCGGCUACAAGGUUCCUCUGACCAUCGGCAUGGGGAGCGUCGGCAGCACCAUCCUGAAACAGAUCGUGAGUCAGUCGGAGUUUUAAGGUAAUGGGCGGGGCUACCUUUGUCAAUCAAAGGUAGCCCCGCCCUACAUCCUCCACAGCGUCCUGGUUUUGUAAAAAAAUGUACAAGAUUCUGCAGGUAGUUUAGCUCCGCCCUCUGUCCUUUAUGCUGCGUCCAAGUUACUUCGGAAGUCAGAUUUCCGAGGUAACUUGGACACAGACAGACAGACAGUCAGUCAGUCAGUCAGUCAGUCAGUCAGUCAGUCAGUCAGUCAGUCAGACAGACAGACAGUCAGUCAGUCAGUCAGACAGUCAGUCAGUCAGUCAGUCAGUCAGUCAGACAGUCAGUCAGUCAGUCAGUCAGUCAGUCAGUCAGUCAGUCAGUCAGUCAGUCAGUCAGACAGACAGACAGUCAGUCAGUCAGUCAGUCAGUCAGUCAGUCAGUCAGUCAGUCAGACAGUCAGUCAGUCAGUCAGUCAGUCAGUCAGACAGUCAGUCAGUCAGUCAGUCAGACAGACAGACAGUCAGUCAGUCAGUCAGUCAGACAGUCAGUCAGUCAGUCAGUCAGUCAGUCAGACAGUCAGUCAGUCAGUCAGACAGACAGUCAGUCAGUCAGUCAGACAGUCAGUCAGACAGUCAGUCAGUCAGUCAGUCAGUCAGUCAGUCAGUCAGUCAGUCAGACAGACAGUCAGUCAGUCAGUCAGACAGUCAGACAGACAGUCAGUCAGUCAGUCAGUCAGUCAGUCAGUCAGUCAGUCAGACAGACAGACAGUCAGUCAGUCAGUCAGUCAGUCAGUCAGUCAGUCAGUCAGACAGUCAGUCAGUCAGUCAGACAGACAGUCAGUCAGUCAGACAGACAGUCAGUCAGUCAGUCAGACAGUCAGUCAGACAGUCAGUCAGUCAGUCAGUCAGACAGACAGACAGUCAGUCAGUCAGUCAGUCAGUCAGACAGUCAGUCAGUCAGUCAGUCAGUCAGCUGCAGACUGUUUUUUCCUGUUUUUCUCUGCAGCCUGUUUGGUCAUUAAUCUUGAUUUAUUGAUGUUUAUCCUGCUCUCACAUGUUAUUGAUCCACAUCAGCUGUUAUUGAUCCACAUUAGUGGUUCUCACUCAGUCGUUAAGGGAACAGCACAGCUCUGUUAACGAGCAGGAGAGUCGAAUAAAGAGAGUUUAUUAAACUUGAGCAGCUGAAAGGUUUUAGUCUGAUGAGAGUCAGAGGCUCCGGGUCUUCCUGUCCUGUCCUGGCGUGUCACUCCUCAGGAAUGGAGACCAUCAGACGGCCUCGGGGAGGAUCUGAGCAGAAAAUAUUCUAAUGAUGCUGACUGUAGAAGAAAAGCUGUGAGUGAAGAAAACAAAAGAAGAAAUCAUGAGAGACGAGAGUCUGCUUUCAAUUAUGACGAGUUUGUAGGAGAGUCAGCGGGUUUACAGAAGAACUCAUUAAAACCAGGAUCUCACUCAGUCUGUCCUCAAACAGGUCCUCACUGUCAAAAGACCUGAUCAACAGAGAGUGAAAAUUCUCCGUUCAGGUCCUUUGAUUCAGGAUCUCAGUGUAGAUGGUCGUUUUCUCAAAGUUUAAACAUUUAUAAAAAAGAUGAUCACCUGAAAACAUCGACGAAUAUUUGAGGAUUCAGACGUGAUCCUGCUGACCUCGGAUUAAAGGGUUAAAUCUCUGAAGUCUUUCUUUCUCUCCUCCUGCAGGACACGGUGUCUGACAGAGAGUGCUGCAAAGUCAUGUGCAAGUGUUCAGGACACGAAGGCAUCCGAGGGUCCCGGGGCCCCCCAGGGUCGAAGGUGAGAGGAACACACACCUUCAGACUCUAAACAUGGUGUCAGGAGCGUUUGGAGGAAAGUGUCAGAGAGAUGAGAACAAGCAGACACAUGCAGAGACCUCAGAGCCGCUUUAUAGAGAGGAGGUCGAGGUCACGCUCACUCCCCGAGGUCAUCGGGGGGCGGGGUUACUGUCAUUAAAUCAGAAAUCAGUUCCUCUCAAGGGUGAAGAAAAGCUGGAAUCAAACAGGAAGUCCAGUUUUUAUUUGAUGAUUUCAGACACAGAGACUCUGAAACUGGAGGGUCUGAUAACUGAUGGAGACGACGCUGCACAUGAACACCGUCACUCUGACUCCACCCAUCAGUCAGCGUCUCACUCCACCCUCCACACACUCGUGCUAAAGACUGAAUCAAUGAAAAUGCAGAAAAGCAGCAGGACGGCGUCUACAACAGAGUGACACCACAGUGCUCAUGGGAAAUGUAGUCUUCAUCCUAGAAACGCACAGAUCUUCUCUAAAGGCGUCACCAUGGUUACCAUGGUUACCAUGGUUGCAUCGAUAACUAAUCAGGAAUAUAAAUGUGUAUUUUAACAACUUUCCUCCUGUGUUCGUUUUCAGGGUGUCGUCGGACAGAAAGGUUACCCAGGAUUCCCAGGAGAAGAGGGCGUGGCUGUAAGUUCUUCUUCUUUGUUUAUUUGUUUGAUCGGAGUUAAAGUCGCUGAAGUGACGCUGCAGAUGAAGAAGAGGAGUGACCCGACAGACGUGUUGACUGAUGAAUCUUCACUCUCUCUGUUUGUGCUGCAGGGCGAUCGAGGCCAUCCUGGACCCAGUGGACCUCAGGGUAUCCAGGGCUGCCCGGGGCUCAGAGGGACGAAGGUUCGACUCUUAUUAAAGCUCCUGUUGUUUGAAGGGUCGUGCAUAUUUAGGUGUCGGAUAUUAACGAUGUGUCUCUGACUCCUGCAGGGCUACAGAGGGAUCCGAGGAAACAGGGUGAGUCAGUGAAGGGAGGAAGUCAUGUGACCUGAAGGUCCAGAGAGACUCAAACGGAGGAUCAGAGCGCCGCAGUGACACACGGUUCUGUUUUAAAUCCACAGGGUGAAAACGGAGACGACGGGCUGAACGGGAUCAACGGAGAACAGGUACGAAAAACCAGCAGGGACACACCCGAUCAUCUGGACCAGGUUCUGGGGUCCAGAGGAAACCCUGCAGAUCUGUUAUAGAUCUAAACAUCUAAACCCUUAAAGUCCUCGGGGCUUCGAUCAGAAUCCUGCAGGUCUGAGUCUCAGUGUUUAUGAAGGUGUCAUCGGUUCUGGAUCCAUGAGUCAUCUGGACCAGGAUCCUCAGAAACACAGACCUGCUGACUCUAGAUUUAGUAUUUCUAUAAUAGAUUCACUUCAGUGUCUCUUUAAGGAGGAAAACCUUCAUGUUUGGUUCUGUGGGGGUCUCAGAUGGAGGUCUCAGAGUGGUUCUGACCCACUUCCUGUGAUCUCCAUGAGAUGGUUCCUCCUCUGAUGUGGAGAUUCCUCAUAUCUGUGUUUGUGUUUCCUUAAUGAGCGGGCGUGUUCAGGAAGCAGCUGAUUGGAGGGUUUUUUCUGUGUUUUCAGGGCGUGACGGGAGCCGGCGGGAGCCGAGGAGAGCGAGGAGACCCCGGAGACCCCGUAACAAACUCACUUUAUUUUUAAAAUCAGAGUUUCUGACUUUUAUUCCCGUUUUAAUCCGUUUUAAUCUGCUGAUAAUCUCAAACCGAAAAUCAGAGCGCCGGUCCUUCAGAGGAGGUUCUGACCUUGAAUCUGGGGGGAGGUGACCUUUAACCUCCUGCUCGUUGAUUGACAGGCUGAACUGUCACCCUCAGGGUAUCCCAGGUAUCAGAGGAGAGGCGGGGCUUAAAGGACAGCGAGGACUGCGUGGAGAUCCGGUGAGUAAAGUCUGUGACAGGGUUCAGGAUCUCUUUAUUCUCUGCAGAGAUUUUCUUCUCUCUGACAGAUUUAUGACAGAAUAAGGAGGAGAGGAGUGAAGAGGAGCUGUCAGAGUGAAACCUCAGAACCUCAAAGAGGAGCUGAGCAGGAUCAGGGCGCUCUGACUUUAUUCACGUUUCAGCUCCAAACAUGACGAGGAACUUCCUGCUGCUGUUUACUGAACUCAGGAGAUGAAGGAGGAAGUCCUUCACAGCUGAUCGAUGAGGUUCACACUUUUGAGCCGGUCUUAAAGUUAGACCCCGUCCUCAGACUCUCUGGAGACCACAGUCCCUCUAUCUUCAGCUGAUUACAGAUCCGUUAAACACAGCUGGAGAACAGCUGGACGCUCCACAGAAACCCAAACACUGAGUCGAGUUGAUCUUUAACGCCGCUCCGUGUUUGUCUGUCAGGGGGAACCAGGAGCCGAUAACACCGUCCCAGGAGCCAAGGGGGACCCUGGGAACGCUGGUCUACCGGUAAGAACCGCCUCAGACUGAAACAGGAGUUUUGUUUUUACAGUUCAGUGUCUGACGUGUUUCCACCCUCAGGGCCCACCUGGAGAGGACGGACGGCCAGGUGAGAGCGGCGUCGUUGGAAACCGGGUGAGAUUUUUAAAAGUUCAUUUUCUCACGAUUAACUCGAUUAACUCGAUUAACUCGAUUAACUCGAUUAACUCGAUUAACUCGAUUAACACGAGUAAGUCUCUGAAACUCAGAGAAACUUCCAGAUUUGGUCAAAAUUUUAUUAGUUUCUUUGAUAUUUAAAGGAAAAGUCGAUUUGAGCCGAGGUUUGAGACGGGACCGAGAGGAUAAUCCUGAGUCUGAGACUCACCUGAGAGUAAAUGAAACGUCCUGCAGCAGGAGAAUUCUCUCGAUAAGAAGAAACUGUGAAAAUAUUCUCCCUGUUUCCUUUUUUCAGCUCUAAAUAUUUGUUGAAGUAAAAGUUUCUAAACGUCGCGGUGAAAUACUGACGAGAAGUCGGGUACGAGACAGGAAGUAGUUUUAUCUCAGCCGUGCACGCUCAGUGAGCGUGAACACAUUUAUAUAGUUCAUUGUUCACGUAUCUGCUCUCAGUUAGAGCGCCACCUGGUGGAAACAUGAAAUCCCACGCUGUCACUUUGUAACAUGUUGGCGACAUUUCAAACUCCGAUCACUCUGCAGAAGUUCAGUUUUCAAACCAGACCCCUACUGGCUACAGGAAGUUACUGCGUCUAAUUAACAACUCCAGCUGUUUUUAUUCUAAUGGACAUUCAGCGCCCCCUGCUGUUUGAGAAUCAGUGUUUGACUGCAGAGGAUCUUCUAGAGAUGUGGGUCAGUCAUAAACACAGAACAGACACCCGAGUAAAUAUGGAGGACACGCCUGCAAAGGGUUCUGGUCCUGUGGACUUCCUGCAAAGGGUUCUGGUCCUGUGGACUUCCUGCAAAGGGUUCUGGUCCUGUGGACUUCCUGCAAAGGGUUCUGGUCCUGUGGACUUCCUGCAGGACUCGGUCUGAAAGUGUUUCUUCUUCUGCUCCUCAGGGUCAGGAUGGACGGAGAGGGUCACCUGGAGUGAAGGUACGAGAGGAAUCCAGACCACGCCCACAGCUGUUCGAGACACAUUAAUACACCAGUAAACAUGCUGAGAGUGUGUGUGUGUGUGUGUGCGUGUGCGUGCGUGCGUGCGUGCGUGCGUGCGUGCGUGCGUGCGUGCGUGCGUGUGCGUGUGUGUGUCCUGCAGGGUUCACGUGGAGAACCUGGAGAUCAGGGCAGCAAAGGCAGCCCAGGAGCUUCAGGUCCACAGGUGAGUGAUGAGACCAGGAUCAGGUGGUUCAUCAGCUGAGAGGUCGUUAACUACAGCUAGACUCUGUCUCCGCAGGGUUCCAGAGGGGUCGGAGGUCAACCUGGACCUAGAGGGGUCCCCGGCCUGCCUGGACCUCAGGUCAGUUCAUCAUCUCCACAUCUCCAACCCUGUUGUAACUCAGCUGACCUCAGAGCAGCACUGAGGAAUGUGAAAGAGGUCGAGGUGAGAGUUUUCCCUCAGAGGAGGAGCAGCAGGGUCACCUGAUGGAGUUCAGGUCUGAAGAAGAAGAAGAAGAAGAAGAAGAAGAAGAAGAAGGAGAAGAAGAAGAAGAAGAAGAAGAAGAAGAAGAAGGAGAAGAAGAAGAGACGAGGUUUCUCUGAGAGAGAGAGAGAGAGAGAGGCGCAAAACUCUGAGAGAUUUCAGAGUCGGAAACUUUCAUGAGAAUUAAGGAGAAUAAAUCUGAAGGUCGUCCUGAAGGUCGGUCCUGAAGGUCGGUCCUGAAGGUCGGUCCUGAAGGUCGGUCCUGAAGGUCGGUCCUGAAGGUCGGCCCUGAAGGUCGGUCCUGAAGGUCGGUCCUGAAGGUCGGUCCUGAAGGUCGGUCCUGAAGGUCGGUCCUGAAGGUCGGUCCUGAAGGUUGGUCCUGAAGGUCGGUCCUGAAGGUCGGUCCUGAAGGUCGGUCCUGAAGGUUGGUCCUGAAGGUCGAUCUUGAAGGUCGGUCCUGAAGGUCGGUCCUGAAGGUCGGUCCUGAAGGUCGGUCCUGAAGGUCGGUCCUCCACAGGAACUUCAAUAUAGUCGGUGAAAAUAUCUUGUUUUAUAAUCUUGACUAAAACAACCAGAUUUAACGAGAGUCCACUCCUCAGUCACAUGAUCACACUGUUUACUGCAGGUUAUUGAGGCCACACCCCCUACAUGCUCUGGUCACUCCUCCAUCACGUGAUUGACAGAUGAUUUCUCGAACCCUGGAGGCCAAAGACGUUUGAGUCGACCGACUUUAGAGAGUCAAGUUCUGAUAAUAUUCUGGGGUCAAUAGAUUUGAUCAAUAAUAGUUUUAAUAUUUCAAUAAAAACUGGAGCUAAAUGUUAUUUUUAUGUCAUCGACCUUUAAGGGUCGAGGUCAUCAUGGCGGCGGUCGUUUCCUCAGAUUCUGUUUCUCCUGACAGACGGUUUUCUGUAACCAAACCAUCAAUUAUUGAUCAACUAUCAAAUAUUUUAAAGACCGUUCAGCUGUUUAUCGACUAUAUUUCUGUUCAUGACAUUAUGUCAACAUUUAUGUUGAAUUUGACAGUUUGUUUAAAUUUCCCCCAAUUUCCAGUUAAUUCCCAAAAUAAGUUUCUAAUGUGGAUUAUUUCCAAAAUUCCCGUCUUCACUUCUCAUGAAAAGUUUCUGGAAAGUUUCCGCCCCUUUGCAGCCCGACUGAGAGACGAUCAGCUGACUGAACAGACGGGCAGGUUCUCUUCUCCUCCUCCUCAGAGGGUUCGAUUAGUAAGAAGGAAAAAUCUGCAGAAUUUCCUCUUGACUGAAGGAAAAGUUUCUAAAACAGUUUCAUGGUCCCCCCCCCCCUCACAGCUGACUCAGUGAAGUUUCAUCAGAUUCAGUCUCAGAGUUUAACGGUGAAGUCUGGGUUAGAUUAGCGGCUGUCAUCUCCGACGCCUUAAUUACAGCGAAUCUUAAAUCCUGAACUCUGACAGAUCUGGUCUGGGACUGAUCUGGUCUUCAGAGUCCUGACGCCUCACUAAAGUAGACAGAAGAAAUAGAUCCGUGAAGAUAGAUGUUUGUCGCUCCUCAUACAGACGAGUUUGUUUGGAGUUUCAGUUUAACACUCGGCUGUCAGUCGUUGAUCCUGAGACCUUCAGUGAUGGUCCUGGUUCCUCUCGCUCAUCAGAAAGUCGUCCCCGCCCACUUUAGUUGAAGUUAAAAUAUUUUGACUUUCUCUUGAUCUCAGGGAGCUCCAGGACAACCUGGAGGUCCGGGUGCAGCUGGACGCCGUGGAGCCAACGGACAGAAGGUUAGUGACCUCAUCAUCAGACCUUCACAUGACCAGUUCAACCAAGUAUGAACGCUGACGCCUGUGUCCUUCAGACCUUUUGGGACCAGAAUAGAGGUCUGUCACAAACCUCGAAGUCCACUUAAAGAAGGUCUACAGAGGAGAGCAGAACUCCUCCUGUUUAGUGAAAAUGUAAACGGUUGUUGGUGUAAAGAGCCAAAAGUGAGAGUGAUGAACAUUAUUGAGAAGAUGAUGAUGAAGAACUCAGAUUUCUUCUUCUCACACGGUGAUGGUGUGAGUCUACAUGACUUCAUGAACUUCGCUCAGACCCACAGGAAGAACAUUAACCUCCAGGUUUACUGGAGAUCAAUGAUCAACUUUUAUUUUUCCAUGUCUCAGUUCGUCCUCUCUGUCCUGUUGAAUCCUGUCUCUGAUGUGUAACUCUGUUUUUGGUCUGAAAGUAAAACCUGACUCUUGUUCCGGGUGCAGGGCCAACCAGGAGACUCGGGUGAUAAGGGGGUCCCAGGAUCUCAGGGACCUCGAGGGAUGCCGGUAAACGUCUCUUCUGUGUUUGUUAACGUAGAGUUUGGUUUGUUAGAAGAACGAUGAAACGGUGAAACGCAGCAUCAGAACAUGUUCACACAGUCACGGUGCAGCUCCUUCACCUGCGGAGAAGUUUCAUGGAGAUGUUGAUUUCUUAUGGAGACUCUUAGGGCGACUAAACACCUGCCCACAGCGCCAAAACUCAACGUAACCGUGUCUGAUGAACGAGAAACCCGAACCCUCCAAAUCCAAACCAAGAAGACUUGAAUUCUUCUGUUUUUCACGUCAUGAACAGAAGAAUAAAUGAACUCUGAUUUAUCGUCUGUCCGGGUUUUGGUGUGUGGGAUGUGAUGUGGUCUCUGUCUGUCCUGUUUCAGGGUCAGGAUGGUAAAGACGGGUACGGACCUCCGGGACCCAACGGACCGAAGGUGAGUGAGAUGUUUGAUCAAAUGUGAAAAUGUAAAUGUUGAGAAAUCCACUCUGAGUCUUUGCUCCUGUCUUCACAGGGAGAUCCUGGUUUCCCUGGUUACCCCGGUCUUCCAGUGAGUACAGCAGAUCAGAUAAAUCCAGUCCCACCUAAAAGAGAAACCCACCGUGGUCUGGAUGAACACGGACGAUGAUCGAGGAUCUGUGGGCCCUAAAACCAGAUUUCCUCUGAACAUCACAGAGAAGAAAGAGCAGAGCGAAUGUUUCCACUUCAUUAAGAUCCAUCAUAAAUCACAGAACCAAACCCCAGUGUAAAAACAGCCGAUUUAAGCUGGAGUGGUUUUCUGCUGUGUCAGUGUGGGCAGAGUCUCAGACCGCAGACUUUGUAAAGUCAACAGAGCUGAAGGACAGAGAGUCGGGAUGAAAAAACACAUUUUUAUUUAUCUUACAACAAAAAUCACAAACACUGAAUAUUUGGAUAUUUAUGGAUCCAUCAGGGUCCAAAUCUGAGCGAAGGAAUCAGAACAGCUGUGUGAUGAAGAUGUCUCUGUGUCCAGGGUGAGGACGGCCUGCAGGGACCGAAAGGAUAUCCAGGACGUAAAGGAAACCAAGGUCGACCCGUGAGUGUUUGUGUUUACUCUGAUCAGCUGAUCACAGAUGUCAUUGAUUUAACCUUCAUUAAGCAGGAGUGUCUGUUUGAGAUUAAAAACCUCCUUUUCUAAGGAGUCCAGUCACAGAUGAUCAACCUUCAGGGUCUUGGAGCUCGAUAAAAAGAUUUCUUCACUUUGAUGAUGAAGAUGAAGAUGACUGAAGUCGGGUUCUGCUUCAUCACUGACUCCUCUCUCUGUUUUCACUGAUCCAGGGUAACUCAGGCAGACCAGGAGAUUCAGGUUCACCUGGAGAUCCAGGAUAUGCAGGACACAGGGUGAGGACCAUCAUCAUCAUCAUCAUCAUCGUUAAUCAUUGUCUGUCUCCUCCUGUCGGAUCACUGCCCACUCUUUAAUGAACUGAAGGACAUCCUGAGUGAACGUUCAGCACGUCUGAUCCAACAGUAACUGUGGGCUGUGAUAAAAACACUCACACUGUGUUUUCAGUGACGUGUUCUCUCUCCCUUUAGCUCCUCCUCCCUGAAGACUUCUUGUUGUUUUAUUGAUUUUAUGAUCUCUGUUGAUCACGUCUUCCUGCCAAAGGGACUGAAGAUGAAAAUGACCCUUUAUACCCGAUCAUGUCUUUGUGUUUGUCUUCAUUAUUAUGUUUUUGUCCCGGUCUUAAAUUAUAUAAAUCCUAAAUCCACAAACUUCAGCUCUGAGGGAAAACUGGCGUCUCUCACUCCUGAUUGGCUGAUUUAUUGUCCUCUGAGAUGUGAGGUCUGGACUCAGCUCUCAGCUCAGAUGACAGUUGGACUAAAGUCUGUUCUGGUCUUUUAGGGUCCAAGAGGUCCUCCUGGAGACAAAGGAACCGUAAGACCACCUUUAAUUCACUUAACAUGAAGAAAACGACCAAUCAGUGUUUUUAUGAGUCUGUCUGUCUGUUUGUCUGUCUGUCUGUCUGUCUGUCUGUCUGUCUGACUGACUGACUGACUGACUGUCUGUCUGUCUGUCUGUCUGUCUGUCUGUCUGUCUGACUGUCUGUCUGUCUGUCUGUCUGUCUGUCUGUCUGUCUGUCUGUCUGUCUGUCUGUCUGUCUGUCUGUCUGUCUGUCUGUCUGUCUGUCUGUCUGUCUGUCUCCUCAGGAGUGUCAGCUGGUCACCUACAUCAGAGAGAACUGUGGUGAGUGUCUUUAAUAGUACAGAAAAACUAGAGAUCUUCUCCUCCUCCUCCUCCUCCUCUCUCCUCUCUCCUCCUCCUCUCCUUAUUUCUCCUCUCUUCUCCUCCUUCUCCUCCUCCUCCUCUCUUCUCCUCCUCUCCUUAUUUCUCCUCUCUUCUCCUCUCCUCCUCCUCCUCUCUUCUCUCUCCUCCUCCUCCUCCUCCUCCUCUCUUCUCUCUCCUCCUCCUCCUCUCUCCUCCUCCUCUCUUCUCCUCUCUUCUCCCCUCUCUUCUCCUCCUCCUCCUCUCUCCUCCUCUCUCCUCUCUCCUCCUCCUCUCUCAGAAUUCGUUAUUUGUCGUUGUUUUAUUCUGACUCCUCUCCUUAUUUCUCCUCUCUCCUCCUCUCUCCUCCUCCUCCUCCUCUCCUUAUUUCUCCUCUCUUCUCUCUCCUCCUCCUCCUCCUCUCCCUCUCUCCUCCUCUCUUCUCUCUCCUCCUCCUCUCUUCUCUCUUCUCCUCCUCCUCCUCUCUCCUCCUCCUCUCUUCUCUCUUCUCCUCCUCCUCCUCUCUCCUCCUCCUCUCUCAGAUUUCGUUAUUUGUCGUUGUUUUAUUCUGACUCCUCUCCUCCUUCCUCCUCUCUCCUCUCUUCUCCUCCUCUCUCCUCCUCCUCCUCCUCUCCUUAUUUCUCCUCUCCUCUUCUCUCCUCCUCCUCUCUUCUCCUCUCUUCUCCUCCUUCUCCUCCUCCUCCUCUCUCCUCCUCUCUUCUCCUCCUCCUCCUCUCUCCUCUCUCCUCCUCUCCUCUCUCCUCUCUCCUCCUCUCUUCUCCUCCUCCUCCUCUCUUCUCCUCCUUCUCCCCUCUCCUCCUCCUCCUCUCUUCUCCUCCUCCUCUCUCCUCCUCUCUUCUCUCUCCUCCUCCUCUCUUCUCCUCCUCCUCCUCCUCCUCCUCCUCUUCUCUCCCCUCUCCUCCUCCUCCUCUCUUCUCCUCCUCCUCCUCCUCCUCCUCUCUCCUCUCUUCUCCUCCUCUCUUCUCCUCCUCCUCCUCUCUUCUCCUCCUUCUCCCCUCUCCUCCUCCUCCUCUCUUCUCCUCCUCAUCCUCCUCCUCCUCUCUCCUCUCUCCUCCUCUCUCCUCCUCCUCUCUCAGAAUUCGUUAUUUGUCGUUGUUUUAUUCUGACGUUUCUCCUCCUUCCUCCACAGCCUGCUCCAUCGGUACGUAUCUCCAUGGUAACCUUCUCUGCAGUUCAGUGAGUAAAGUUCUCGCUGAGUUCAGCCUCUCGUGUCUCUGCGGCGGCGGCGGCGAGGAGGAUUCUUGACGUCAGACGACAGAAACACUAAACUUAUUCACCGCCGUAUAAAAACGCACACAGGUGUGUUUUUUUGUUUAGUCGACUUCCUGCAGACAAACAUGUUUGGGUAGGUUCUCCUGAAGCUGGACUCAGACGUUCAUGCUCCUCUGAGGUUUAACCACAAUCACUCUGACCAUGACUCUGACAGUCCAAUCAGGAACCUUUCCUCAGCGCCACACUGACCUUCAGGUUUGUCCAGUCUGAGUGAAAACAGGAAGUGUUUGAACAUGUGAAACCGUCGUCCAGGUGACCUCCAGGUGACCUCCAGGUGACCUCCAGGUACGUCCUCACACAGGUCUCUACAGCUGCACCGUUCAUCUCUUCUUCGUUGGUUUCCAGGUCGCUCAGAGUGUCCCGCCUACCCCACUGAGCUGGUCUUCGGUCUGGACAUGUCUGAGGACGUGACCCCGGCGGCCUUUGAGCGGCAGCGCUCCGCCCUCCUCUCCCUGCUGGAGGACGUCUCCAUCGCCGAGAGCAACUGUCCAACCGGCGCCCGCGUGGCCGUGGUGGGAUACAGCAGCUACACCAAGUACCUGAUCCGUUUCCAGGACUACCGCCGCAAGGCGCAGCUGAUCGAGUCGGUGAAGAACAUCGCCCUGGAGAGGACGUCAAACAGACGCCAGCUAGGCGCCGCCAUGCGCUUUGUGGGCCAGCAUGUCUUUAAACGAAUCAGAGCGAGCGUGAUGAUGAGGAAGGUGGCCGUCUUCCUCUCUAACGGUCCGACACAGGAUGUAGGAGACGUUGUGACCGCCAUGAUGGAGUACCGCGGCCUCAACAUCGUCCCGGCUGUCGUCUCUCUGAGGAACGCUCCGGCCUUGGGUCGGGCGAUGGAGGUGGGUCUGAAUUCUGUUUGGGGUUUAUAAAGUCCAUCAGGACUCUCAGAACCGGGUUUUCAUACAGCUGUGGACUUUUACUGUGUUCUGGUUACCAUGGUGAUCGGAGCUGGGAAUGACGUGACACCCGAGUGGACAGCAGUCCAGUAAACAAGUCGGUAAACCAAGAUGGACGCCUACUGUUACCCCAUGUUAGCUGUCGUUAGCGGUUGUUACCGAUUGUUAGCUGUUGUUAGCAGUUGUUAGCUGUUGUUAGCUGGUGUUAGCGGUUGUUAGCUGGUGUUAGCGGUUGUUAGCUGUUGUUACUGUUAGCUGUUGUUAGCUGUUGUUAGCGGUUGUAAGCUGUUGGCUGUUGUUAGCUGUUGUUAGCGUUUGUUAGCGGUUGUUAGUGGUUGUUAGCUGGUGUUAGCGGUUGUUAGCGGUCGUUAGCGGUUGUUAGCUGUUGUUAGCGGUUGUUAGCUGUGUUAGCUGUUGUAAGCGGUCGUUAGUCGUUGUCAGUUGUUGUUAGUCGUUGUUAGCUGUUGUUAGUCGUUGUUAGUCGUCGUUAGCUGUUGUUAGCUGUUGUUAGCGGUUGUUAGCUGUUGUUAGCGGUUGUUAGCUGGUGUUAGCGGUUGUUAGCUGUUGUUAGCGUUUGUUAGCGGUCGUUAGUCGUUGUUAGCUGUUGUUAGUCGUUGUUAGUCGUUGUUAGCUGUUGUUAGCGGUUGUUAGCUGGUGUUAGCGGUUGUUAGUCGUUGUUAGCUGUUGUUAGCUGUUGUUAGCGGUUGUUAGCUGUUGUUAGUCGUUGUUAGUCGUUGUUAGCUGUUGUUAGCUGUUGUUAGCGGUUGUUAGCUGGUGUUAGCGGUCGUUAGUCGUUGUUAGCUGUUGUUAGCUGUUGUUAGCGGUUGUUAGCUGUUGUUAGCAGUUGUCAGCUGUUGUUAGCGGUUGUUAGCUGGUGUUAGCGGUUGUUAGCUGUUGUUAGCGUUUGUUAGCGGUCAUUAGUCGUUGUUAGCUGUUGUUAGUCGUUGUUAGUCGUUGUUAACGGUUGUUAGCUGUUGUUAGCGGUUGUUAGCGGUCGUUAGCUGUUGUUAGCGGUCGUUAGCUGUUGUUAGCGGUCGUUAGCUGUUGUUAGUUGUUGUUAGACGUUGUUAGCGUUUGUUAGCUGUUGUUAGCUGUUGUUAGCUGUUAUUAGCGUUUGUUAGCUGUUGUUAGCUGUUGUUAGCGUUUGUUAGCUGUUGUUAGUUGUUGUUAGCUGUUGUUAGCGUUUGUUAGCGGUCAUUAGUCGUUGUUAGCUGUUGUUAGUCGUUGUUAGUCGUUGUUAACGGUUGUUAGCUGUUGUUAGCUGUUGUUAGCAGUUGUCAGCUGUUGUUAGCGGUUGUUAGCUGGUGUUAGCGGUUGUUAGCUGUUGUUAGCGUUUGUUAGCGGUCAUUAGUCGUUGUUAGCUGUUGUUAGUCGUUGUUAGUCGUUGUUAACGGUUGUUAGCUGUUGUUAGCGGUUGUUAGCGGUCGUUAGCUGUUGUUAGCGGUCGUUAGCUGUUGUUAGCGGUCGUUAGCUGUUGUUAGUUGUUGUUAGACGUUGUUAGCGGUCGUUAGCUGUUGUUAGCUGUUGUUAGUUGUUGUUAGCUGUUGUUAGCGGUCGUUAGCUGUUGUUAGUUGUUGUUAGACGUUGUUAGCGUUUGUUAGCUGUCGUUAGCUGUUGUUAGCUGUUGUUAGCGGUCGUUAGCUGUUGUUAGCGUUUGUUAGCGGUCGUUAGCUGUUGUUAGCGUUUGUUAGCGGUCGUUAGCUGUUGUUAGCGGUCGUUAGCUGUUGUAAGCUGUUGUUAGCUGUUGUUAGCGUUUGUUAGUUGUUGUUAGUCGUUGUUAGCUGUUGUUAGCUGUUGUUAGCUGUUGUUAGCUGUUGUUAGCGGUUGUUAGCUGUUGUUAGCGGUCGUUAGCUGUUGUUAGCUGUUGUUAGCGGUCGUUAGCUGUUGUUAGCUGUUGUUAGCUGUUGUAAGCGUUGUUAGUUUGCUGUUGUUAGCUGUUGUUAGUCGUUGUUAGCGGUUGUUAGCUGUUGUUAGCUGUUGUUAGCUGUUGUUAGCGGUUGUUAGCUGUUGUUAGCUGUUGUUAGCUGUUGUUAGCUGUUGUUAGCGGUCGUUAGCUGUUCCAGUUGUAAACCACACAGUAUUUCACUCGUACAAACGCCGCAGCAGCAGCGUGUUCACAGUUAGCUGUCAGGCCGUCGAACAGAAACUGAUUUAAUUUCCUAAAAUCAAACAGAUGUGAUAAAUAAUUAAAACAUUACGAGAUCUUCAGUGUUACUCUUCACUGUUGAUGAACUGCGCUGCCAUCUUGGAUUAUGACGUUGUCGUCGAGGCGGGGUUGGCGAGGAUCGUCCGACUUUCCGAUGCGACUUUCCGAUCCGACUUCAGGGGGGCGUUCCAGAUGAAUUUUCGACUUGGAGCUCGGAAGCCGAACCUCAGAAUAUUCCAGAACCGCAGAGUCAGAGUCAGUCGCUCCGAGCUUUUAUAACUUUAUUAUUGACUCUGUCGUCUGAUUGGUCGACUCUGGUUAAAAACACGGAGGUCUGUGUCGUCUCUGAUGUUGUUUUCAGAGUUCUUACUUUUCCUCCUCUCGAUCAAAUAACCAUCCGACUCUCCGCCCUCUUUAACUCCAGCCAACGCUCUCUGUCCAUCAUCAGGUGGAUAUCUGGGUUGGUCCUGAUCCAGGUAUGCUGAGACUGGGCUGACCCGGUUCUGUAAAUCCAAAGCGAACCCCUCAGGUCUAAACAGGACUCUAACAAACACAGAACAGACUAUCAUUCAUUCUCGGUGUUUGCUUAUCUCAGCUCAGAGGAGGCUCUCCUCUCCAACUCACUAACAUAUGACUUCAUUCAGCUCCCUCAGCGACUCGUCUCCCUUUUUGGCCGAGUUUUCACCCACCAGCAGCCGCCAGAACUUCAUCCAGAGCGUUCAUAAGAGAGGAGAUAAGCGGGCGGCUCUUUCACUGGAAAAGAGACUGUAUCAGAGUACUGAUUGAAUGUUUUUAGUCUCUGAAGUGUCCUGACCUCCCGUCCCCGUCCUCAGAGCUGUGAUUAAUGUCUGUUUCUCAUCAGGUCGAUGACUCAGGAAACUCCAUCUUCACGGUGCUGGGGAGGGACAUGGCUGCCGACCUCAGCAAGGUCAAGAACUGUGCGAUCUGUUACGGUGAGAUGGAUUCAUCAUAACCAUAAAAUUCAGAGUGACGUGGUUCAGCUGGAAACACUUUUUCAGGAGCUCCAGUUUGAUCUGAACUUCUUCAUGAAACAGGAGGAGAAGAAAAAAGUGGUUAAAAUAAAAUAAAAAAGUUUUAUGAACUUCGUCAGCAGCUGUUUUCAACCACUAAUGUCAAAAUGUUGUCGGAAACUUUCUUAGCUUCAUUAAGCUUUUAUUACAACUACAUAAAACCUUUAUUAAGCCUUAAUUACACCCUCACUAACACCUUUAUUACACCUGUAACUAAGCCUUUAUUCUGACUGUAAUAAAGCGUUUCGUAAACUUGUAAUGUAGCCUAAAUUAAGACUUUAUUACCGUCGUUACAAAGACAUUAUUCAGCAUUUACUUUACCGACAAACAAAAGCCUUCAGUAAGCAUUCAUCACACCUGUAAUAACACCUUUAUAACACCUGUAAUAACACCUCUAUAACACCUGUAAUAACACCUUUAUAACACCUGUUAUAACACCUCUAUGACACCUGUAAUAACACCUUUAUAACACCUGUAAUAACUACUUUAACACAGGAGUAACAACAUCGUUUAUAAGCCACUUUUUCACCUUUAAUUACACCUCUAUGACACCUGUAAUAACACCUUUAUAACACCUGUAAUAACUACUUUAACACAGGAGUAACAACAUCGUUUAUAAGCCACUUUUUCACCUUUAAUUACACCUCUAUGACACCUGUAAUAACACCUGUAAUAACACCUUUAUAACACCUGUAAUAACUACUUUAACACAGGAGUAACAACAUCGUUUAUAAGCCACUUUUUCACCUUUAAUUACACCUCUAUGACACCUGUAAUAACACCUCUAUAACACCUGUAAUAACACCUCUAUGACACCUGUAAUAACACCUCUAUGACACCUGUAAUAACACCUCUAUAACACCUGUAAUAACACCUCUAUAACACCUGUAAUAACACCUCUAUGACACCUGUAAUAACACCUCUAUAACACCUGUAAUAACACCUCUAUGAUACCUGCAAUAACACCUCUAUGACACCUGUAAUAACACCUCUAUGAUACCUGCAAUAACACCUCUAUGAUACCUGUAAUAACACCUCUAUAACACCUGUAAUAACACCUCUAAAACACCUGUAAUAACACCUGUAAUAACACCUCAAUAACACCUGUAAUAACACCUUUAUAACACCUGUAAUAACACCUCAAUAACACCUGUAAUAACACCUUUAUAACACCUGUAAUAACACCUCUAUAACACCUGUAAUAACACCUCUGACACCUGUAAUAACACUUCUAUAGCACCUCUAUAACACCUGUAAUAACACCUCUAUAACACCUGUAAUAACACCUCUAUAACACCUGUAAUAACACCUCUAUAACACCUGUAAUAACACCUCUGACACCUGUAAUAACACCUUUAUAUCACCUGUAAUAACACCUUUAUAACACCUGUAAUAACACCUCUAUGACACCUGUAAUAAAGACUCAUUAAGGCUUCGUUACAGUCGUAAAGACACCUUUAUAACAGCUCUAAUGGAUCUUUAUGAAGACCGUAUCGAACCCGGGCUGAUUCCUGCGUUGAGUCGUGGUCACACCCUUCUCCGUUUCCUCCUCAGACCUUCAGAAGCAGUUUUGGUUCCUCCGUAGUGACCUUCUCCGUUUCCUCCUCAGACCCCUGUCGGCGCUCAGCUCAGUGCUCCUUCAUCCAGGAACAGGUCCAGCCUCAGCAGGCCGACGUGGACCUGGUCCUGGUGCUGGACGGCUCCAGGGAGGUGAAGGCUGACGAGUACGCCGGCGCCCAGCAGCUUCUGGGUUCUGUGGUGGAGCAGCUGGCUGUGAGCCCAGAACCCGGCAGACCCGGAAACCAGGCCCGGGUGGCUUUAGUCCAGCAGGGCAGCACACAGGCUCUGAAGGAGGAGUUUGGACUGCAGAGGUACCAGAACCAGGACCUGAUGAAGAGGCACCUGAUCCAGAACGUGAGGCAGCAGGGCGGCUCCGCCUCCAUGGGACUGACGCUAGAGUUCGCCUUGAAGAAGGUCCUCCUGAACGCCAAGCAGGCCCGGAAGAGGAGGGUGCUGCUGACCGUGGUGGGCACCCAGACCGCCUACGAGGACCGGGCCAAGCUGCGCUACAUCUCCCAGAAGGCCAAGUGUGAGGGGGUGGCGCUGUUCGUGGUGACGGUCGGCGAGCGCUACAGCCGGACUCAGGUGGAGGAGCUGGCCGGUCUGCCCGCGAAUCAGCACCUGGUCCACGUCAGCAGACUGGACGCUGAGGAGCAGGGCUACUGCCGACGCUUCUUCAGGGUCUUCCUGUCCGCCAUGAACCGUAAGAACGCCGCCGGACUGAACCAGAUCCACCAAAUCCAGGUCCAAAUCCUGAACCCUGACAUCUGCGCUCCGUUUCUGUUUCAGGGGGACUCAACACGUACCCGCCCCCUUCGUUAAAGAGAACAUGUGACCAGCUGACGGAGCAGGACCGAGGACAAACAAUCAACGGGUAAACACGCCGUCUGCAGGGUCACGACCCUGAAAAGACCAGAAUCAGGGUCUGAACGGGACCAGACCGGAUCCAGUUUAACAGAGUUUUAGUUCUGACCCGCUCUGUGUGUGUGUGUGUGUGUGUGUGUGUGUGUGUGUGUGUGUGUGUGUGUGUCUGUGUGUGUGUGUGUGCGCAGUCAGGACGUGUUCAUAAACGGCGCCUUCGUGGAGGAGGAGGAGGAGGAGGAGGAGAGCUUCCAGGAGCACAAAGGAGGACAGACUCAGACGGGACAGCUGGACAUCAUCGAGACUCUGAUCCGAGGAGACGGACAGAGAGUGGUGUCUGCAGCCAACAUCAACGGUAACACACACACAUGAACACACACACAUGAACACACACACUCUCACACACACACACACACACACACACACACACACACACAGACACACACACACAGACACACACUCACUCACACACACACACUCGUAAAAUGAAACUCUGGAGUGGAUUAAAACAAACUCACAGAUUACACAGAUUACAGAUUAAUCUGAAGUCGUCGACCUCGGGACGAUAAAAUCAUGACGACUCAAAAAUACGUCUCAGAGACUUGAACCAAAAGCAGCUGAUGAGGUGUUCCCAGUCCUGAUGCUGCCCCCUGGAGGCAGGAGAGUUUAUCACACCACACAGAAUAAAGACUGUUUGAACAGAAACACUUUAAACACAGAUGAAGAUGAUGAUGAUGAUGAUGAAGAUGAUGAUGAUGAUGAUGAAGAUGAUGAUGAUGAUGAGUCUGUCCUCUAGAUGUCGACCUUUGAACUCGAUCUUCUCAGUCUGAGUCCAGGAGUCUCUCUGUCUUUGAAAUCUUCACUCAUGUUUCUCUUGAACGUCCUUCAUGCAUGCUUCAUGUCUGCUCACUGUUUGAACACACAGACACACGCACACACACACACACUCACACACACACACACACACACACUCACACUCACACAGACACACACACUCACACUCACACACAGACACACACACACUCACACACACACACACACACACGGUCAUGAAACUAAACCCUGUUUGUCUGGAUGAUCCUCUCGCAUGUUCUUCUCUCAGAGCAGCAGUUUCCUCACAUCCAGAACUUCAGACCCGUUUACAGUGAGAAUGUCCGGAACCGCCCAAAUCCAGAACCACCCCCUUUAACCGGGGCGAUAAUCUGUUAAUUAACCAUGACGAAGGAAGGAAGUGAGCAGAAAGCAAACAGGUCGUCCUUCCUGUUCACGUGAUGAGACAAAGUUGAUCAGAGAAGUGAACUCUGAUCAGAGCUGUGGACUUUUUACUCUUUUACUUCUUAAGGAGGGUGACCAUAACACUCCUAUGAGGGGCGGAGUCACAGAGUCACGCGUCGUAAAUUCUCACACUUCUAACUCGGUAAGUCGACGCGACACAAACCACCAGUUGAGAACCACUGCUCUAAAGUUUGAGUUCUGCGGUGGUCCGGUUUCUCUGCAAAGUUCAACAAAAAGAAAAUAUGAGAGUUUGUUUGUUUGUUUGUUUGUUUGUUUGUUUGUUUCUGAUUGAAAUAAAGAUUUUAGAGGUUAUUCUACCCCCCCCCCCCAGUUCUGCACACGCUCAGUUUAGACUUGAUUUCUCAGCAGGAUGGCGGCGUUUUUUUUCUGGUCUGUUGAGGAUCUGCUGCCCUGGAGUGUGUGUGUGUGUGCGUGCAUGUGUGUGUGCGUGCAUGUCUGUGUGCGUGCAUGUGUGCGUGCAUGUGUCACAUUAACACCUGUGUUCUGCUUUCAGCCCGGUGUCUGCUGCUGGCUGAUACUGGGAUCCAGUGUGACGACUAUGUCCAGUCGUGGUUCUUUGACAAAGACGUCGGUGCAUGCUCGCCGUUCUGGUUCGGCGGUUGCGGCGGAAACGCCAACCGCUUUAAAACAGAAAGUGAAUGUUUCCAGACUUGUGGCAUCCAUAGUAAGUCCUGAAUGAGCACCGGACCGCAACCCGAGACCGGGGGCGUGUCUGUGUGUGGACCGUCUAACAGGAGUGUGUGUGUGUGUGUGUGUGUGUGUGUGAGUGUGUGUGUGUGUGUGUGUGUGUGGACCGUCUAACAGGUGUGUGUGUGUGUGUGUGUGUGUGUGUGUGUGGACCAUCUAACAGGAGUGUGUGUGUGUGUGUGUGUGUGUGGACUGUCUAACAGGUGUGUGUGUGUGUGUGUGUGUGUGUGUGUGUGUGUGUGUGUGGACCGUCUAACAGGAGUGUGUGUGUGUGUGUGUGUGUGUGUGUGUGGACCGUCUAACAGGAGUGUGUGUUUGUGUGUGUGUGUGUGUGUGUGGACUGUCUAACAGGAGUGUGUGUGUGUGUGUGUGUGUGUGUGUGUGGACCGUCUAACAGGAGUGUGUGUGUGUGUGUGUGUGUGUGUGUGUGUGUGUGUGUGUGUGGACCAUCUAACAGGAGGUGUGUGUGUGUGUGUGUGUGUGUGUGUGUGUGUGUGUGUGUGUGUGGACUGUCUAACAGGAGUGUGUGUGUGUGUGUGUGUCUCUGUGUGUGUGUGUGUGUGUGUGUCUCUGUGUGUGUGUGUGUGUGUGUGUCUCUGUGUUGUGUGUGUGUGUGUGUGUGUGUGGACCGUCUAACAGGAGUGUGUGUGUGUGUGUGUGUGUGUGUGUGUGUGUGUGUGUGUGUGUGUGUGGACUGUCUAACAGGAGUGUGUGUGUGUGUGUGUGUGUGUGUGUGUGUGUGUGUGUGUGUGUGUGUGUGUGUGUGUGUGUGUGUGUGUGGACUGUCUAACAGGAGUGUGUGUGUGUGUGUGUGUGUCUCUGUGUGUGUGUGUGUGUGUGUGUCUCUGUGUGUGUGUGUGUGUGUGUGUCUCUGUGUCUGUGUGUGUGUGUGUGUGUGUGGACCGUCUAACAGGAGUGUGUGUGUGUGUGUGUGUGUGUGUGUGUGUGUGUGUGUGUGGACUGUCUAACAGGUGUGUGUGUGUGUGUGUGUGUGUGUGUGUGUGUGUGUGUGUGUGUAAGCUCGUCAUCGUGUCGUUUAUUUCAGACUAAUAAAGUUUUUCUCUCUUUCUUCUCACUAAACUUUCGGACUAGUCCUUUAAACUGAGUCUGUUUCCGGCUGCAGGUCUUCAGAGUCUGGGUUCAGACACUGACCCCCGAUUUCCACCGCAUCCUGAACAGCUACUAAAAGGCCGAAUCCCCCGCCAAAAUAAAACAUCCGUCUUCUUUUCAAAAUAAAACACUCCGUGUUUCAGGAGGAUCGUAUUUCACACCAUGCAAACGGGCGGAGACGAACAAGUGAAAGGUUUUUAGACGUCAUUUCACCCCGAUGACACCAUGGAUGAGGAGAUGCUGAUUCUAGAAGUCUAGAAGUAGAUUUCCUCCUCUGGAAGGACACAAUCUACUGCUUAUAUGUCUAUGUGUCUGUCUUUAGAGAGACAACUCGUUAUCGUGAGAUUGAACGUGAAUCUGCAGGUUCUUAUGAGUUCUCAUGAUUACCGCUGUCCUUAAUUCGCCACGAAAUUCGCCUCACAAACAGAUCUGGAUCAGAGCCGUUCUGAAUGCGGUGAAAGUGGGGGUUAUAGUCAAGAUCUGGACCCCUCCAGGACCCAGAACUCUGAGUACCUGGACUUUAUUCUUCCCUCACAGUCAUGACAGCCUGAUUAUUCAGACCUCAGAAGACCUGAGGUGGGGGGUUAAACCAGCAGAGCUCAGUUUGUUCUCAGGUCUUUCUCCUGGUUCUCCUGGUUCUCCUGGUUCUCCUGGUUGACUCUGUCCUCUCUCACAGAUCCAGACGUCCUGCCGAGACCAGAGCUGGUCAGCUUCGCCUCCAAAGGUAAAACCAGACGUCCUGCUGAGACCUUCAAGUCCUGAACUCUUUUUAGAACCUCAGACCUCUUUAGAAGAAGAAGAGACCUCCUUCUAAUAUCAGUCAAUAGUUAUUAGUUAUUGAUUAUUUGGUAAUAUAUCGAUAUCUCUGUGUUCUCUUAUGUCUGUGUCGUCAACAUUUGAACAUUUCUGAGCGGUCCGCUCUUUCUGACUGUAAACAAAGCCGUUCUCCACCUCCUCUAACCUGAUUGGUUGUGAGGCAGACGCUGCUCCCCCGUGUCGUUCAGGAGCCCAAACAAAGUUAGCGUAAUACCGGAGAGAAGUCCUGCAAACAUUGUGUUUGCUGGUAGUCUGUUGGCAUCUACAGUAGCACCAAUGCUGUUUACUUUCACCUUGACUGGGCCCCAUUUGUAAUGAUCUGAAGUAUUUAUCUGCAUUAUAUCUGAAUUUAACUGGAACGAUACGAGCGAGCAGGAGCGUCUGUUUGUGGGCGGGGCUUAAGAGAGGGAGGGGAGGAGCUGAGGGGAAAACUGGUUGGGAGGGGUAGAGUUUACAUUCAAGGUUUCUCCUAAAAACUGGAACUAACUCAGAUCCUGAACUACAACACCUUUAAGACCCGAUAAGAACGGGUUCUUUUCAGGUUCUUGGAGCUGGACUCGCCUUCACCUUCAGACCCGCUCAGAUUAACCCCUCCCUCUCUGUCCCGUCUCUCUGCAGACGCCUGUUUCCUCGCUCAGGACCAGGGCGGCUGUCAGAACUACACCAUGAUGUGGUUCUUCGACACCGAGCAGAACGAAUGCGCUCGCUUCUGGUAUGGCGGCUGCGGCGGCAACCAGAACCGCUUCAAGACUCAGGAGGAGUGCGAGAACCUGUGUCUGCUGAAGAGCCGGUGAGGAGGAGGAGGAGGAGGAGGAGGAGGAGGAGGAGGAGGAGGAGGAGGAGGACUGAACCUUCACUGGGCUGGAUGGAGAAGAUCACAGCUGUAACAGAACCCUCAGAGAAAAACAUGCAUGUUCAAGAAAAAGCACCAAGAACCUUCAUCAGCAGCUCCGGGUCGGUGAAACUGACGACCCGGUUCUGCUCAGACGCCUUCAGGGAAAACGCUGCAGGUGUUUUUUUUCUUGAACCUGCAUGUUGAGUUUCCUUCACAGCGCUUCAUUUUCACACCACCACACAAUAAACGCCACAGGAAGGUCACGGCGCUGCUGCGGACGCCUCGGCGCCGCUCAGCAGGACGAGGCGUGUGUUUGAAUGUUUCGACCCAAAAUGAAUGUUUGCUCUGAUUCUGUAAACUACAAACCUCCACCGGUCCGAAAACGUCCUCGACAGGGACUGAACUUUCAUCAGCUGUUUCAUCUUCUGGUUUUUGUUUUUGUCAAAUUUCUGCUUCAUCGUGUUUUUUAGACGUUUUUAUAAAGUUGGAAAGAUCUGAACCGUGACAGACUCCAGAUAAACCAGGGGGUCCUGGUCCUGUUUCCAGAGUCCUGGUCUUCAGUCAGGAGGUGUAUUUUUCUGAGAUCAGAGCCACACUCUCACACGUGCACUCUCACACGUGCACUCUGGACUUUUCUGGAAGUUUUGACCUUAAAAAAAGUUUUUCUUUAAUUCUUCAUGAGUUUGUCGGGUGUGUGAGUUCAGUUCAGGUUCUUCUGUAGUCCUGGUCCAGGUUUUCAGCCUGACUUUACCGGGACGUUUCCCUCCACCUGCCUGUCAAAGGUCCGUGUGAAGUCAGGGUUAGUGAAUCAUCCAGAAAAUGUCCGGCGUGCACGUGUGAGCGCGGCCUCCCCUCUGACCUUGAAGGGUCAAACCAGACCCGGAUCUGCGGUGAGUCGGUGUUCAGGGUUCAUGUUGAGUCUGAGUCAUCCGGGUCAGGAUCCAGGUCUGUGGUCUCCACGGUGAAGUGUCUCCAUCUGUGUGUUUUAUUCCACUGACCGACGGUGCUUCAUGUUAAAAAACAACAAUAAUAAAGAAGAAUUCUCAAA